AUGAGUGUGAGGGGGAGAAAAGCCGGGCUGGUUAUCAGCUGGCAGAAGUCUCUCUCCAUCCUGGUUCCAUGGAGGAAAGGUACACCACUUUUUAUUAACACUUUAAAGACCUAAAUCUGAUGUUGCAUCUCAUAUCUGCACUCAGACUGAUACCGAGGUGUGUCAGUUCCCUGCCAGUCUUUGGACUCUUACUGUAGAUGAAGGUGAAUUGUUACUGAGUAAUAAGAGAGUGAAAAAUCCUCCUAUUGAGUGAUAGAAAACAAUGAGUGCCGUACAGCUUAUCCACAGAUUUGUGUCCAGAUAUCUAUCUAUCUAUCUAUCUAUAUAUACUGUAUAUAUAUAUAUAUAUAUAUAUAUAGCCUGAUUGAUUUUACUGUAUUGAUUCUACAACAAGACUUUUCAGUGACUAAAUGCACCACUUUGUUGAAAUGGCUAACUUUGCCAGCUUUUUCGGGUCCUGUGGUUAUUUUAAAAAAUAUUUUAAAAUAUUAUUUAUUUUCUGAGCAUUUUCAUCAAAUAAAAAAAAAGAUUAAAGAUCUGAGACUGACCGAACCAAAACAUUUGGCUAAAAGAAGCUAAAAUGGUUAAAAGCGCUCCAUUACUGCAGGAUGCACUCAUAAGGAGCCUCUACAUGAGUGUAAGGAUUCUCAUUCCUGUGGCUUUAGAGCUAGACUUACUGACAUUUUGCCUUGAAAUGGAUCUUUCACCUUGGUACUGUGUGGUGUGAUGUUGGGACGUGUUAAUCUUUCAAUCCAGAGCAUUGUGAUGUUCUGCUGUAACACACUGGGAGACCUCUUCUCCCCCUGUCUAAUCUUGGCGUCAGGUUACUCUGCAUUCCUGGUCGGAGCCUUAGAUAGCUGAUAUUUUGUCAGCUUAUUUACAGUACGAGCCUCUACACCUGCCAAGCAGCAAAUCCUGCAGGCCGCUGGGAGGUGGGAGGAAGAAAAAUCUGUUCAUUGUUGUGGUGGUGAGGGAGCCUCCACACCGGGCCUGACAACACUCACAUUGUUCUCUGUGUUUCUCUGAGUGGGAAGAAGAAGAGGCUCAUUGUGAAAGUGACACAUUGUGGACAGUGUAGCAGGGUGCAGCUCUUUGUUGGUGUUUUAGCAUGUUUCACAGCUGUUUAAAGAGAAGAUAUAAAAUAUCACCAUCUUUAUUUGAACUGUAACACAACAUGACAGGCUGUAAUCUGAGGGUUUCUGCUGUUUAAGAGAGGCAUCUUUCACUAGCUAAAAAUCUGCCCUCUGAUCAUCCUCUGGUGACAAACACCUGAAACACAAACGGUGAGUUCAGUUCGCAGAUAUCAUUCACUCUUCAGGAAUCAGAGUUUCUGUGGUGAGUAGGGAUGUAAAUAUUUAAUAUUUGACGUGUGUUCAAAGAAAAAAAAGCUGCUGCCAACACACCAACAUGGAAACUGGACAAGAGAGCUAUUGAAUGAUGUUUUAUACUUUCAAAUAACUGAAUGUCUGUAUGUUCAAAUGCAGUUCCUAAAAAGUUAAGCUGUAGAUGGCUGAUUUAACUGAAAACUAAAAGAGUUAAAGCAGAAUGAUUUAAAUGAUAGGUAGUUGAUAGGGCUGGAGUCAAUCAACAUCAAUGGAAGUUGAGGAAUCAAUCAACUGAAGAUGAGGUUCCAUUUUAAAGAAUUUAUUUACAAGCUGUCAAGAGGUGUUUUCUGUAUUUAACAAAAAAGGGAAAAUAUAAACAUAAUUCAUUAACUGUUUAUCUUUAAACAACAAAGUAAUGCUCAAUAAUUUUAACUUAGUAAUCAGAAUCUGAUAGGUUUCGAUAAUGCCUUCAACACAAAACUGAUUAAAUGAAACAAUCUAAAUGGUCUUCAAAAGAGUCUAAAAAUCAAAUACAUUAUACAACACUGACUUUGACGCACUUGACAGCCAGGGUGAAACAUGUCAGCAGCAGAGCAAACUGAACUAUGGGCUCAGGAGUCCUUUAUAGACUCGUGAUCAGAGCACAGUGGUCACACCUGUGGUUGAUUGCUGCAGCCUGAGCAGGUGUGCCUGCUGCUCCUCAGUGGAGUCUGAGCAGACACAAGGGAAUCUAACUUAAGCUGUUGCUGCGUCAGAAUUGCCAAGUAGUAGUCGAAGUAGUAGUCGAAGUAGUAUCUAGCAUGUCCGAAUUGGCCACCGGAGUGAGUAGCAUGCUACUUCAGAUACUACUUCAGAUACUAGACACGCUCACAUUGUAGUAUGGUCGCGGUGCAUCCUACGGGCAUGCUACUGACCCAAAAUGCACUGCAGGCUUCUUCUUCGUUCUCUUUAAAGUUGUAGAAGCGCAUGUGAUGCUAGCGCCACCAGCUGCUGCCUAUUUAGAUGCGUCGCGAACGCCGACUGGUCACAGCAGCGCGCACCAUGGCGGAGCAGCAGCAGCAGCAGCAGGCAGGACCGCAGCAGUACAGAUGUAAGUCUCAUGUAACUUCAUGCACUGCCCUAAAAAAAUGUGCGGUUGUAUCUCUUUGUCAUGUCAUGGUGUCAUAUUUGCCCAAGUAAUCAUUUUAUGAGCAAAUAUGUGGCGACAUCAUGGAGGUAAAGCUCACUUAUUCCAUCAUUAAACUGCUAAGCUGCAGUAGUCAGGCAGAUCUCAUUGAACAAACGAUCACCACGUGAGUGAAUGAAGGCUAAAAGUAAUGGAAAAGCUACUUUGUGAAUUUCUAAAGCAGUGCAGAAAUAUAAUACAGCAGCAUCCAUCACUUGCACAAUUACCAUUCAAAGAGUCUUUUCUGCCGUUAUGUGGACUGGAGUACCCUGAGUGAGAUGAUUCAGUUUUUGUGAAAUGGGACACACUACCCUUUGGAGGACUUCCUGGUUGAGUCGCCAAAUGUCCCCGCCCUCAGGCUCGCGUCACGACUGACUUGAAGAAAAGCCAUGGAGCGCAGAAGUUAUUUUUUGACUGUGCGACCUUGCACAGACACAAAACAGUAGAUACGUACAAGCACAGAUCAUUCCUACAAAUUCAUCCGAUGAUUGCAUGUUUUGUAUGAAGGAGUAUGAGGGCCAUAUUGAAUUUUUUUUUUAAAGACUUCAAAAUCGAAGUCGUGAAUUUACAAGAGUAAAGUCUUAAGGUUACCUGUUAUUUCAAAGGAGAGUUGUUAAAAUUAGGGCCAUGGAGCAUUUGAAGGAACUGUGCUUCAGUAUAGGUUUCACAAACAAGCAGAUACUUUAUUCUUUGGCACAUCAGCAUCACAUUGUCACAAGUAUAAAGACUUUAAAAAGAAUAUGAGAAAUACAUCUUUUCCACGGGGAAAAAAAAACAGGUGGACUUGGAGGAAAUCGCUGCUUUUGUGGAGGCAGAAAUGGAUAUGCUGAGGAUAAAUCCGUCAAUGCAGCCGUAAAUAUCCGUGAAUGACAUUAAGCUUUAAUUUAUGAUAUGAAUCCAUAUGCCAUAAUAAGGUGUUGGUGUCUCUGCAGGUGUAGGUUACCGCUGGUGUCAGAGACGUGGUGCUCGUCGGAGCUCGACUCCCUCUGGAUCACAAAUGUUGAUCAUCAUCAGUUUCAUUGUUUCUUCAGAAACCACAAAAACUCUCUGAAUGACCCACUGAUACAUCCACAGAUAACCCUGCAGAUGACCAGCUUCAGUCAUUUCCCCCUCCACAAAAGCAGCUUUAUGACUUUAUUUACAUUAUGACUUUAUUCUCCUAAAUUUACAACUUUAAUCUCUAAAUCUUAAAAAAAAAACUCAAUGUGUCAAUGAUCCUCUGCUGUAGUUUUGUCAGCUUUCUUAUUUCUAAUGUUUUUGAUUGUUGUAGCAGAGCGGAUCAGUUCGUCUCUAAAUACUGUAAUGUUUGGUUUGUAGAUUUUAGUGAGUUCAGAGAUCAUGCGCUCAUACAGCCUGAGCUGACUGUCUGCUGGUUUUGGACUUCUUUUAUUUUCUCUGAAGACGCGCUGCGUCUCCAAGCGAGUCCCGCCUCUCACCCGAAAUGCGCAGCUGUGCAGCGGCACACAAAGAAUUCUGGGAUACCUAGGCCACGAAAGCCUGCAUAAAUGCACGCUUAAAAACGGGACGGGGGCAGUGUGGUUUUGAGACCGAAUUUGAAGCGCACUUUGCAUUUCGGGCCAAAUAGGACACCGUUCUUGCCACGUGAUGACACCACGCACACUUCAAAUGCACCGUUCGACGGUGCGGUCUCUGAAAAGAGACACAGCCACAGAAACUGUCCUGUGGUGAAUCAAACCCUGAUGGUAUGGGGAUCAUUUGAGUCCAUGUCAUGGGUAUCUUCCACAUCUGUGAAGGCAUUAAUGCUGAACAAUAUCUACAGGUUUAGGAGCAACAUCUGCUUCCAUCCGGACAAAGACUUUUUCAGGGACGACCUUCAUAUCUCAGUAAGACAAUGACAAACCACAUUCUGACUACAGGGAUUACAACAGCAUGGCUCUGUAGGAGAAGAGUCCUGCUGCAGAUUGAUGGUAAAAGAAGAACUGAUCUCCAUCCUGUGCACGCCCUAACAUCUGUCACCAGCAUGAUAUAUGGCUGUCUUUUGGCUCCAUUUUUAAAGUGGAAGGAGAUGCAGGUGCAACAUCCAUGUUUAUAGCUAGUCAAAACCUAAACCUGUAGUACCUGUAAAACUUUGUGUUGGCUUGAUCAAGUUCAUUCUCCAAACUGAACAUGUGACUAUGUUCAACUGUGCCUGAUGUCCAAGUUUGACUUCAGCUUUGUUCAGCUCAAGUGUGAGGAAUAACCCUGCCUUUUGGACCAUUUCUUAAUGCUAAACUGAUGAAGCAUGAAGGAAUGUUAGCUUUGACACAGAACACUUUGGUUUCUAUUCCACAUGGACCAGUGAAGAGGUGUAAAAAAAGCCUCAAGAUUUCAAUGAGUGACCCUCAGAAAACUUUAUUGUAGAGGGCUCUGUCAGCUCACCGUCCCAUCUAAAAACCUGGGUCAAAAUCAGCAGCUCACACUUUAAGGUCCCUCGUCUGGAGGAAUAAGAAGUAAGACUGAUCUGUUAGUAGAAAUGAUCUGGUCUGGGUUUGACUUUUGUUGCUCUGCUCCUGCACAUUCCUGCUCUAUCUUAAUGGUCCCUGAUAAGAGGGAGUAGAGUUAGAGUCCUGGUAAACUGGGAUAAAGAGUGGGAGGGAGUCUGGGUAUCAUCCUCUGGGUUGAAGAAGAGGUAGAAAACAGAGCAGAGAUAUUGACAGGGUCUCGUGUUGAAAGAUGAAACCAGAGGUACUGAGGGGAUGGAUGGAGGGUGGGGGGUUGAAGAGGUUCGUUGUUGAGGUUUCUUUUCAAUAACAACUAAAUGUUGUUUCAUAGAUUUAAAAGUGCAAUGAUACUACCUAAGACAACAACCAUCCGUUUCAUCACAGGGCUCAUAAGAAGAUUUGCCAUGAACUAGAAUACAUCUUUGGCAUUCAUAACAUUUCAAAGGUCCAUCCUGACUGCUGACCUCCAAGAAAGCUAAUGGGGUAUAGACACACCCAUGACCAUGAUCACCAGCUGAGUAUCAGAAUCAGUUUUUCCUUCGCUUACUGUCUGGAGCUCACUUUACACAUGACACAUACUGUAUUUAUUAUCCAUGUUUGAUGUAUGAAUUAUGUUUGUUAGAAAAGAGCUGUGACACAGAUUGCAGCACUACAGAUCAUACAUGCUGGUAAAAAAGAGAGCCUCAGAUUAAGGGAAAUACAGUGCCAGUGAUUUACAACAUUAGACCAGGUUUUUAUUGGGUUAAGGCUCAUUCUUUGUCUGCCUCAGGGUAGCAAGACAGCACCUUUGGGCCUGAAUAAAACUCCCAAAGGCACUAACAUGGGCUCAAGUUCACUCACUGUUGACACAGUUUGGAUGCUGGGUGUUAAAAUGAUGAGUGCAUUAGGUGGAAAAUAACAACACUUCACACUGGUUGUACAACAGGACCCCAAAGCGACAUGUGCCACAACUUUGUUGUACAUGAAGCUUAGCUUUCGUUCAUACAGCCCAUUAGACCAUCUCUUCCCUCUCACUGAUACCUGCUAUAUCACAUGCUCCCCACACUCUGCUGCUGGUGGUAAAGCUCUGCUUUCAGUACGCCAGCCCUUGUGAGGGAUUAUGCAGGAAGUCGUGGCGCGCUGCUUACCUGGGCCAGGUUUUGAAAGCAGAACUGUCCAAAUCUCUGACCAAACCUGAUGGUCAGAAUUACUUUGUUGAAAUCAGCAGCUCAGAGAUGCUCUCAUCUGCUGCCGUUGCAUGGAUUGCAGGGCGAGAUGUUGUGCCACUUUUCCCUCUUGGACGCUGAUCAGUAUUUCAGGCUCUCAAAAUAUUCCUACGACAGACUUCAGAAAAAGUUUUAGGUUGUUUAGCCCUUAUUUGCAGAAUAUCAUUUCUACCACAUUGUCAACAGGUAGAGAGGAAAUGACUUCUUUCCAAAGGCUUACCUGUGUGAUCUGUUUGUCCCUGGUGUUGCUUUCACCUUUCAGAUUUAUGGGGUUCUGACCAAUCAGAAUCAAGUGGUCAAACUCAGCCUCUCUUCAUGUUUAAUGCUGCACAUUUAGAGGGAAAUUUAAACAUAUUAUUCUAGCAGCAGUUAAAAAAGACUCUCAGUCUAAGCCAAAGUUUCAAAACUGCAUGCUGACCUAUCUUCAAAAAAUCAGUCUGAACCAGGCAGACUUAAGUGACAUCAGUUUUAGAGGUCCUCAGACUGCUCUCUCUGACACCACUAAACCUAUCUACGACAUGUGUCAGGAAUGCAGAGGUGCCCCUAAACACCUGGAAACAUGCUCUGAUUAUCAGUGUUAUCAGCCUGGUUCUUCUUUAGUGUCACAUCUGGCUGAAAACAGGUGUUCCUAUUCAGCCCCUGUGCUGUAUUCAUACAUGACUCACUGUCUGGAUGAGAUAACUGUUAGAGGAUGACCUGGACUCAGAAAGACUUUUUUGUGCUGACCUCCUGGUGUGAGCUGUUUGUUCUACAGGCAACUUAGAGCUUUGAUCUGCAGGACAACCCAAAGACUCUGACACUUGCAGACCUUACAACGACGUCUCUGCAGAGAAAUCACUGAAGAGUAAAUAAUGUGUGAAGUGAAUAUGAUGGGAAACAGCUUAAAGACGUUUUCAGGCAUCAGGAUGAGUGAAGGGCAGAGGGAGGGGAGGCAGACUAUCUGUAAUUAUACAUUGUGGAUUUGAGUCAGGCUCAGAGACUGGAAAUAGUCAGAGUCAGCCUGUGACGACAAUUACAGGAGAGAGGAUCAGGUAGUGUUGUGGAGGGAUGAGGACAGCUGGAUCAGGACAACAUUUGUGUGGCUUUUAAAGCAGAGAGAGUCUGAUGACUUCAACCUGUUAUUAAAGUUGACCUGCUCUCCUCUUAUUGUCUGCUGCUUACCGCCAGGAACAGACAGCUGCUGAGAAACAUGGACAGAAAGUUACAUAUCACAGUUUGGACAGGAAACUCUCAAACUUGCGCCAAAAAAUGCUAAUAAAAUGAUGCAGUCUGUUUAAAAGAUCAGCUCAUCACAGGCUGCACUUAUCUCUGUUUCUUUGGAUGUCUGCUGAGAUCUGCACACGUCUCAUGGUAAAAAGUAGAUGCUCUCUGUUCUCUAGAUGUGAUGGAUUUUAGAGGCCCUGCCAACGUCGAGGUCUGAAUGUUUGUGUUCUUGGGAUCUUGCAGGCAUACGAACUCCUAGACUGGAUUUAUAGCACCAGUCAGGAUGUUUCCAUGUCCUUUGAGGAGGGUUACCGUUAAAGCUGGUGAUGGAGCAGGUGAUUUCACUGCACAGGCAAGAAUCUUUUGACUGGCAAAAGUUUGUCCACUGCCAAGUAACAUUAGUUCUAUUAGCCAACCACAGAUCUUAUCCUGCUGCCUUAAAAGUGACAAAUGUAGUGCUGGAGAAGUGAAUCCUCACUGUUUGAGUUACAGAAGUAAAAAAGGACUUUUGUUUGGGUGCUGUACAUCGUUCUGACUGACCUGGUCGCAGAAGGACAAGGAUUUAAAAUAGCCUCUGUUUUCAGAUGGUGUAUUUCCACCAGUUUCACAAACAUUAAUAUAAAAAAAUCCUCCUUUUUGUAAACGUUUGAUUCAGUCGAUGUGUAUUUGAAUAAAAUUAAUCUUAAUGCAAAACAAAAGUCUAGUAUUAUCCUCCUCUCUGAUUGAGACCUGAGUUUGCCACUGACUUACAUUCCCUCUCUGGUAUUUUCCCUCAUACAUCCCUCUGAUAUAUUCACUCCUGGAAAGGUAGCUCACCAUGAAUUGCAUUAUUGGGAUUCCUUUAGAGCCAGGUUUUGAUCCCUGUAGGAGAGUCCAGACCUCAGGUUGUUAAGUGAAACCUCAGGGGGGUCAGGAAGCUUUUAUUCUUGACAAUGAGCCAAUAAAAAACCCCACUGAGUAGAAACUGUUAUAAGUGAAAGACAUAUUAAUAAUCAGAUAAUAUCUGGGUCAACAGACGUCAGUACCUGCCGUAACUCUCCAGACAGGCUGAUUUUAAAGUUUACCUGCCUGUUCUCACAUGUUCAGGUGAAUCUAAGAGCUGUAAAACAGAAAGGUGUGUCCCAAGGGCAAUGUGUUCAACUAAGUUUGCUACCGCUCACUGAUCAUUCAGUUUAGUUGUUAACAUCAGGUCUGCCGCUCCAAGCUAUAAAAGAUCAGAGAGAAAUACAACAGAAUAGCUCUGAAUAAAUAAAAGCGAUGGACAUGGUAUUAAGUAAGUAGCAGGUUUAAAUGAAAGUCAUGGUAUAGAAUGACAUGAUAUGAUUGGCAACCUGUUUACUUCAGGCUAAUGCAAACUGAGGCAUGACAAUUAAAAGAUGUUAUCAGGUUCACUGUGCAGAAAGGUAGCAAUAGUUUAAAGGGAUAUUUCAGAAUUUCUGAAGUGAGGUUGUUAGAGUUACAAGUCAUUAGUAAUGUCACAGUUAUGAUGGAGGCGCACAGCUCAGAGCCUUCAAUGAGAAACUGGAAGCUAGGCUACAGCUCAGUGCAGACGAGUCAACCACAUGAUCAAACAAAUUUUUAAGGGUCUGAACUAAAGCACUCGUUUCAGUUGAGGGGGCACUCUAUUAAGUGAGAGGAAAGAGAGAGUAAGAAUAACAAGAACCUAAUAAAUCUGCGAAGGCAAAUUCAAUUGUCUUACAAUUGUCGUACAAAAGAUCUUUUGAGUCUUUCUGUCCUGCAGCGAAAGGAGAGGAGCCGUCCACCACCAUUGGCCCUUUGGUCCAUCAAGGUGUUGUGAAGUGGGUGAUCCAUGUUCUUGAGAAUAGUCUCCACCUUCCUUAGUGUAGAUCUCUCCACCACAUCCUCCACUGAGUCCAGCUUGAGGCCAACCACAUAGCCAGCCUUUUUCACCAGUUUUUUCAGACAUCUUGUAUCUUUGGGUUUGACGCUUCAUCCCCAGCAGACUGCAUCAUAUAACAGAACACUGUAGACACCACAGACUGAUAAAACAUCUGCAGCGUCUUACUACAGAUGUCUAUUGAUCGGAGUCUUCUCAGGCAAAAGAGGCGUCUCUGCCCUUUUCUGUAGAUGACGCCUAUAUUCUUAGACCAGUCCAAUUUUUUAUCCAGGUCUACACCUAGAUAUUAAUAUGAGGUCACCACUUCGAUGUCCACUACACAGGUGUUCACUGGCUGAAGAGGGGUUUGGAUCUGCAGAAGUCUAUGACCAUCUCCUUUGUGUAUUUACACUAACAACUGGUUUAAAUAGACUAAGACUGUUUCAAACCAUUGCUCACCGUAAUUGGAACUUUUGACUGUAAUCUGUAGUCACUGAUUACAGUGGCGUACUGAAUCUGACUGUAAGUCUAUGACCAUCUCCUUUGUCUUUGAGGCGUUAAGGAGGAGGCAGUUUUUGUGACUCCAGUCACUAAAGGCUCUUAUCAGAUCUCUGUUUUUGGCUUCUUGUUCAUUUCUGAUACAUGCCACAAUAGCGGUGUCAUCUGAGUAUUUCUGGAUGUGGCAGGACUCAGUACUGUAUUUGAAGUCUGACGUGUACAGUGUGAACAGGAAUGGCACCAAAACUGUCCCUUGUGGAACCCCUGUACUGCUCAUUAAUGUCCCAGAAACACAGUUCCCCAGCCUGACAAACUGUGGCCUUCCUGUCAGGUAAUCUGCGAUCCAGGAAACACAGGAAGGAUCCACUCCCAUCUCUGUGAGCUUGUCUUUGAGUAUGGUGGGUUGGAUGGUGUUAAAUGCACUUGAUAAGUCGAAGAACAUGAUCCUCACAUAAACCCCAGGUUCCUCCAGAUGAGACAGGGCACUGAGAAGCAUGUAGAGGACAGCAUCAUCCACUCCAAUGUGUUCUUUGUAUGCAAACUGCAGGGAGUCCAGUUUGUCUUUGACCUCAGACCUCAGAAGGCGUAGAAUCAGCCACUCCAGGGUUUUCAUGAUGUGUGAAGUGAGGGCCACUGGUCUGUAGUCACUGAGUUCAGCAGGACAUUUUGUUUUUGGUACUGGCACAAAGCAGGAUGUUUUCCACAGAGCAGGUACCUGCCCCAGCUGUAGACUCAGGUUGAAGAUCUUGCGUAGAGGUUGACACAGUUCUGCAGCACAGUCUCUAAGCAGCCUUGGACACGCACCAUCUUGACCAGCUGCCUUACUAGGACAAAGUCUUCCAAGCUCCAAUCUCACCCCUGUUUCGGUGACAGACAAGGACUGGUGUUCUAGGAGGGAGGAAGUUGAAGUGGUUGAGACAUUUAAAUAAGAUGGAGGAGGAACAGGAGAAGUUGUAGUGGAGAUUUGUUGUGGAGAGGGAGGUGGAGUAGCAGUGGAAGUGGGAGAGAAGGACAGGUUGUGUUCAUCAGCUCUUUACCAUUUAUGUGACCAAUGUGGUGAUGCAGUGCCAUAGCAACAGUACGGGGUUCCUGGUUUGAAUCUCAUCCUCUUUGUGUGGAGCCUGCAUGUUCUGAGCGUGCACUGGUUUUCUGCCUCUUCCCGCAGUCCAAAAACUUAACAGGUCACUCUAUUUGCCUGUAGGUGUGUGUUUCUGGUUGUCUGCCUGUUAUCCUGUGAUUAACUGGUGAUCCAGUGGCAGCUCCAGCUACCUGCAACCCCGUGAAGAUGAUGGAUGGAUGCUUUUACAUGUAAACAACAUUGAACAUGUUUGGGGAAGCUGAAUACAAAAAAGUGACUAUAUAUCCCCUCUUCUUGUUUUUGCAUUUGUCCACAGCCCUAAAAAUAUGGAUCCUGAAUGUCCUGACAUUAUUGAGAUGUUUGUGUGUGAGAGGCUCUGAAGGACCCCAAUCAAUUGUAUCAGUAUGCAGAAAUAUUUCUGUCUGCUUAAUGUGGUCAAUGUCAAAUACUCUGUAGAUGUGGAGACAGCCGUUUAAUUUAAAGGCCUUGAUUACAUGUGAUGUAGAUGACUGAAAAUACCUCUCAUAUCUGAGUAAAGCUUUUUGUUUACUUUCCAUAUUUUACAGUACACAGUGUUUGGUGCGCUCCAGGUUAUCUCUUUGCUCUUUGGCCUCGUGAAUUCCUCCAGGCAGCUGUGAGAGCCACAGAAGCUCUCCUCACUCACUGAUUACACAACAGGCCACAUGCUUUUCUCAUAAAUUCAGUACUAUGAACAGUGGGGUGCUGGAGGAGCUGCUGUUUGAUGGGUCUGCAGUCCUUUUAAAGCUAAGUGCACCCAGAGAACAAAUUUACUGUAAAUGGUGGAAUCAUAUCUAACAAAAACCCACACCUCCAAACAUUUUGACUCUACUCACCGUUUAGCUGAAGAGUGUCAUUAUGCACAGGAGCGUGCUGCUUUUCAUAAUAGUUAUACCACCAAUGACUGGCCCACUGGCAUGCACCCUGCAGCAUUUUCUGUUGUUUUUGUGGAAUAAGGUGCAUGCAAAUCCUUUUCACAAUGCAGAUGUUUUAUGUUUCUUUUUCUAAUGGAGCCAUUAUUGCUGAAACAAGGCCCCAAACUUGCUAGCUUUAGUUUGUGGCCACAAUGAUCAACUUCUGACAAUGUCUGGCAUAUCCAGUGUUAAGCAACAAUCAAUUUACUAAAGACGCAAUUCUUCAUACAGUGCAUUUUUUACAGCCAAGUCAACAACUUGAAGAAUAACAAGGUCACCCCUUUGGGAUGAUUGAUUCUUCAAAUCUUAUGCUCAAAAAUAGGAGUACAAUUAAAAGUCAAACUUAAUGGCUUGCUGCAACCUCCAGGAGCGCCCAUUUAUCUGUUUGUGGAGAAUCUCAGUUUCACUGUAAAUAUUAAGGUACACAGAGGCUUACUUCAGCUGCAAGUAUUUUUUCUUGUGAUGUUCUCCUUAUAAACAGGUCUUCAGUUUGCCAAAAUAACAUAAUGAUGCAUAUUAGUGUUUUUGUCAGGCCUGUCCACAUGAGGAGGGAAAGACUACUUUGAAAGUGUUGUCUGAUGCAUUCAGGGAAGUCAGGUAACCCAAACACUGACAGCCUUCAGUGACUUCUGCUUUUGCUCUCCAUACAGCUGGCUUUUCCCACUGACACCUAAUUGGUCAUUCCUGUUUAGACUACAAAUGUACCAUAAAUAGAAAUCAGAACACUUCACAAACCAAAAUCCAGACCCCCGAGUGCAGGUUCCCCUUUUCUGUCUGUGAGAGAAAGUGAAGCUGGACUAGAAACACCACAGACCUGGGGUCCGUUUCACGUAGGUGGUUCAACAAACUCUGAGUUAAAUCCUUAACUCUGAGUUGAUCUACUCUGAGUUAGGAAACUCUGAGUUUCCGGUUUCACAACACCUGAUUUGAGACGGUUUUAACAACUCCGAGUAGUUUGACCUGGAGUUAAGCACGUGCACGCCAGACAUAAACAGCCAGCAUCUGUGGAGCGCAGAUUCAUUGAUCAACCAAUGGAAACAGGGAGAAGGAGGGGGCAGCAGCAAGCCAACAGCGAAUUACAGCACGUUUUUAAAAGAAAGUGCAAUACAGCAGCAGCUGCAAAGGAGAGGGAGAGGGCUUGGGAGGAAAUCGCUGCUCGCGUCAAUGCGUAACUUUAAAUCUAGUCUCGUGCAAUCACAAUGACAGACUGUUGCAGGGAAACUGCUUGAAUCAUUUUGAUCAUGUUUAACAUUGUCAAGUAAGUAUUAAGUGGCAGUUUGAUCCCUUAGAAAAUGCUCUUUUCACACUCAAAAAUGAAUUUUACUCUCUUGUGAUGUUCCGUUAAAUGAUUAGGAAUAUUAAACUAACUCUCAGUAUGUAUAUGUACAUAUAUUAAACUAACACACACUACACUCAAUAUUAGACUUUCACUCAGCAAAAAAAAACGGGUGGUAGCCCAGCGGCCCCACCUUUAACGGAGGCAGAGGAGCUGCCCCCCCCCGUGCGUGUGUGUGUGUGUGUGUGUGUGCGUCUGUGGGGGGGGGAAUUUGUGAUCGGACCGGCCGCGAUCGUCGAACGGGGGGGGCAGCUCCUCUGCCUCCGUUAAAGGUGGGGCUGCUGGACCACCGCCCGUUUUUGUGUUAGUUUAAUAUUCCUAAUCAUUUAACGGAACAUAAUAAGAGAGUAAAAUUCAGUUUUGAGUGUGAAAAGAGCAUUUUUUAAGGGAUCAAACUGCCACUUAAUACUUACUUGACAAUGUAAAACAUGAUCAAAAUGAGAAAAUGCCGAUGUCUCACCAGAAACUCUGGGUUUACUGAGUUAAACCUGCUCCCGAGCAGGUUAGGUUCACGGAGUCUGUUACUGUGGUAACUGACCGCGAGGUUGAGUUACCUCUCUUUGUGAAACAGGUUAGAGUUACCCCUCUCUCCCUGGUUUAACUAACCCUCCUUUGAGAAACGGAAAACUCAGAGUUUCCCUGAUUUCAGGGUUAACAAACUCGGAGUUUCCACUAAACCUGCUACGUGAAACGGACCCCUGAUCACUGCUGUGUAGAGUUAGAUAUUUAGUAGAAAAGUAAACCCAUGAGCCCUGGUCAUGACCUGCUUUGUUUUUUUGGUUAUAGUUUUUCCCCCCCCCCCCCCCCACACACACACACACACACACACACACACACAAAAAGAGAUAGAAUUUUGAUAGUUUUGUAUUACUAUGUAGUAUUAUUAUUAUUAUAACAACAAAAAUAAUAUAUUUCUCAAUUGCAGAAAUCCUUCAAUAGAAAAAAACACAAUCCUGAGGGCCAUUUUGAGAAGGGCCCCCAGAUCCUGAGGUUUUCUGAUGUGUUAAGGUUUACAAAAAAGCUGCUAUCUCGGCCUCUGUAGUAGAUAGAAACAAAAUUCAUAAAGUAUUUGAGAGCUUAUACUUGUGGCUUUCAAGAAAGCUCUCUUUUAGUUUUGCGAACCUUCAUCACAUUUUUGAAAACCUUGAACAAACAAACUUAAAUGAAAUAAAGUGGCUGUGUAAAUAAAAGUAAAGGCUCUGCACUGGAGAAUGACAAAUAAUUUGCUUUCUGUAAAACAAGUGGCAGUCAUGAUAAAGUGUCCAUUCAAUACAAAUGUAAAUAUAGAAAACAAGGUGUUAAAGGGUAUACAGCUGCCCCAGUAUAGUGCCAGUACAAAAGCAGAACUAAAAACUAAAAAAUGAAUAAAUAAAUACGUGGCUGACAGUGUGUUCAUCUCUGUUCUCACCCAAAGUCAUGCAACACUCAGAGAAAACGCUGAUAGUGUGAGCCAAAGCACUCCAUAUGAAGAGGUUGUUCACACUGCUGGAUGUUUCUCCUCUGAAGCUGCUCUCCUCUCUGUCUCCGUCAUUGUUUACGUCACUCAUGAAGCUCAUCAAGCACAUAGCAAGAUCCGAGCAUGAACCCGAGCGCUUUAUUCGCCUAUCAAAGGCAGACGGGUACGGUGAUUUCAUUCACCGCGACUCCAGAAAUGAUUAAAAAACUACAAAAUGACGUAUCCGCGCUCCCGCUGAUAUGCUGACAUGCGUACACAGAGCAGAGCUGUCCCCCUGCGACUCUCUCCCCGCCUCGUCUCCUACAGUCUGUCAGCCUCUGUGCAGCACCUUCGGAGCAAGCAGGGGCGCCUACAGCAGCAGGGGGGGCGCCAAUUUGACAACAAGAGUUAACACAAAACCGCUUUGCGGUUAAGAUUUAUUACUAUUAUCUUUUAUUUUAUAUUUUUGGAAGUGCUCGUGCCGCCCCCCAUGAGUCAUGACACAAAUGCCGCCCCGGGCGGCUGCCCUGUUCGCCCGUGCCUAGAACCGCUACUGGAUACACAUAAUAAAUCUGCAAGGAUGCUUGUGACAAAUGCCUGGAAGAAUAACUUACCACAUCAAAAUGGUGUCUUUGAUGGGAAUAAAUCCCUAAAAUCUUUUAAAUAUAAAGCAGGAUUGACUGCUGGGUCCUACAGGAACUUCAAAGUCCAGAUCAACACACGUGAGAUCAUAUCCCUCGUCCUUAGGUGACCAGUAUUUUCAAGUCGGAGUGUGAACCUCCUCAAGGUUAAAUUCCUUUGAAAAUCUAAUAACUUUGGUUGUUUUCUAGUGUUACUGAAUAAGGAAACUGUGACAAGUGUGCUCCUGAAAAAUGAGUUCUUGUUUUACUGCAUAACGUGUUCAGAGUAAAAAUACAAUUUCAAACCUGCAAGAAGUUAUCAGGUUGUGAAUAAAACUCUGGGCCUUUUUACACCCGCAUAGUUCUCUAAAUGACCUCUAGGCUCGGAUCAUGUGAGCACAGCAUUCAUCUCAACUCUCAGCUAACUGCAUCUCCGCCUUCAAUUCUCUAUCAAAGACAUAUCCAAUGAUUAUUUCAGCAGCUCUUUUCCCACAUCAGCUCAUUUCAGCUUCCUGCAGGGGUCUGACAAAAAAAAAAAAAAAAUCCUGGCCACUGUGGUCUUUGCCUCUGCUCUCUGUAAAGGUCUUCAAAAAAAUCACCAUUAGUUCAUUUGCAGAGUUCUCUGAUUUUGUUUUUUGGACCUCACCUGACACAGGAAUGACUUCAUUAACAGAGGGAAAGUUUGUAGUUGUGGUCAGUUAGAAAUCAGUGGAGUGCUGGUUUAAGUCCAUGCUCAUAUGUCACACCGUGCGUACAGGGCCACAGAGCCUAAGGUGAGUUCCCUGGAUUCAUCUCCCAACCUGGGUAUUUUGCUGCAUGUCAUUCUAAGCUGUUUAACUUUCUAUAGCUCUCAAUAAAAGCAUAAAAAGACUCCCAAAAAAAUCCAGAAAAUAAUGGUGAUAAUUCAUGUGAAAUAUUAGGGAACAAUGGUCAUAAUUGAAGGAUGAAUAAAAAAGUCCUUUGGGGAACAUGGUAUGGGUUUACAGGUGAACAUGCUAUAUGAUGAAACCUGAGUGACUCUUUGGAUGGAUAAGAGUGAUGAUCCAGUGUGUCUUUGGAACAUGAACACUUUAUAGAAGCAGAGGUGAAGUGCACAUUAUUUAGUCUCUACAUGAUUGAGCUUUCUGUGCCUGUGUUGAAAUUCAGAGGGGAAACAGAUCUUGUUGUUCACGGGAAGAGCCUGGGAGCUUUUAUGUGCUGAUACUGCAGAAUCAAACAGAGUGCUAUCAGUGUUUCAGCAGAUCCUGUCCAACCACAGGGUUAUCCAAACAGAGCUCAGUGUGCAGGUGCUGUUUGUGCUGUGCUGUUUUGUAGAGAUGCAUUUUUCAGGACCAUCCUCAGGAUAUUCAGUGCAUCAAGAAACAGUCAAGGUGAAGACCUAAACUGUAUACUACUGGUCUAAUUUAAAGGGAUAUUUCAAUAUUUUUGAACUGGGGUUGUAUGAGUUGUGUGUCAAUAGUAAAUGUAUUAACUACAAUGAAUGUCAGUCAUCCUGGCUGCUUUACUGAGAAGGACUGGCAUGCAAGCUCGGCUACAGUUUUCUGAAAAAUGGUGCUGACUCUGCCACAGACUUCAGCUAUUUUUAAGAGACUCUGAACCAGUGUUCAGUGUAAGUGUGCACUCUAUUAAGAGAGUUUACAGCCCUUUACUUCACCAUCAGAAAGCCCUAAUAUAUAUUUUUGCACACACAUACACACGCACGCACGCACGCACACACACACACACACAGGCAUGCUCUUCUGCAUGCAGUAGGAUCAGCUCAUAGGGUUCAUGAUGUACAAGUCACUGAUUUGAUAUAAAUGGAGAUACUUUAGCAAGCAUGAUGUUCAGCAGUAGAAGCUUCAGAUCAGUCUGCAGAUGCAGUGAUGUAUGAAGAGUUUGUUAUUCCAGCCUCAGCAGCUAACUCUGUGUAUUCAGAUCAGGUGAACAGAUCCUGUGGUCCAUGGGUCGAGUCAUUGGACAGUAAAAACACUGAGAGCUGAACUCUGACUGAAGACUCUCAGCCUUUCUGAUAGAACUUCUGAACCUUGAAGAAAGUGGGUAACGGAACGUGUUUUCAGUCCAGCAGUGGACUCUGGUUGGUGAGAGUGCAGACUGCAGCCUGGUAUGAACUGCUGCUGGAUUUGGUUUUUGAAUGAUCCAGAGGUGCUGUUGGUACCAAGUCCCACUCCUGACAAGCAGUGGGUAUUAGCUCACAGUUUAAACACCUGAGCCACCAGGUGACCUGGGAUCACUUUUGCUCUCCAGUUAAUGUUGAAAUCUCCCUGCUUUUACCUUUGGUGCAUUGAAUGAACCCUGGUUUAUAAAUGUGUCAGUGUGUUUCUGCAGAAUGUAAGCAUCAUUUCAUCAUUGCUGUCAGAAUUACUCAGUGUUUAGUUUUCUUUUACUUUUGUUUCUUUGAAGCCCAUAGACUAAACAACUGAUCACUGCACUACAUGCAGAAGAGCACGUCUGCGUUGUAUCCAAAUUCAGUGGAAAAAUAGAUGGGCUUUCUUAUGACACUCAAGAUGCUUAGCCAUGACCUGUCAUGGUCAGAGUCCCUCAAAAUUAGUUCAAUUAUGUGGCAGACUCUGCAGAAUACUGUGGUUGAGCUUAUGUGUCAGUUUUCCUGGCACUUUUUCAUUAAAGGGCCUGAGCUGACACGAGUAGCAUGUGACUCAUACUCAAAAAUACUGAAACAUCUCUUAAAGAUAUUGCUCAUUUUGAGAUUGCAGCUGUGAUGAAUAGCAAUCAAAUUAAGAGGCUCUAAAAUAAGCUCUAAUCAGCUCAGAUCCUGUUUGGGACUCAUUCUGUCAUCUGUUCACACAGCCCCCCACCCUCCACAAUCAAAGCAUCCUAACCCCACAGGAGAAAGUGCUUCACCCUCUACGGUCCACACUUGACAUCUACACUUUGCCUUUCUUUCUGAAUAAGCCAAAGACGUCCACUUUGGUCCAAGUUCUCACAGUGUGCUUUAGGGAAAGUUCCCCCUCAAGAGUUCCCCCUAAGAGGGGAUAAAGCCUCAGAUUGAACACUUCAAAGAACUUUUAAUCUCAUAUUUGCCUGGAUAAGAUCUCCAGUUCACCAUGCAGGAAGUCCCACAGCCUCCACUUUUGUUUGAAUAUUUCUCACUGAACAGAGCUUGGCUGCAGUUUUAUCUCGAGCACUUAUGAACCAAUAAAACAGACCCUCAGCUUAUCCAGGGCCCCUGCAUUUCCCUGGGAAAGAGGCUCUGCUUUGUGUCUUUCUCUUCAAAGUUUGUAAGGAAAAAUGUCUUUUGAUUGACAGACUGACAGAUCAGGUUUCCCUCAGUGAGAAAUAGCAGAAGACACAUCUGACUGCCCCCCAUAAUGAGCUUAGUCGGAGCUUCACAUCAAAGCUGGACAGUUGGGUGGAGGACACUGAUGAAUUGUAGUAGACCUGUGGAAUCUGAGGUAGUAUAUGCAGUAUUACAUAAAUGCUAGUCCUCGGGUUUCACGAUGCAUGGAUGUACUUUUUGAUGGUGUAUGUGGACCUUUCAUGGUCAAAAGAUAGACCCAGGGUAGAUUAGCCAUUUAAUGCUCACAGAGGGGUUGAAAUAACUGACCGUCUUCUGAUUUCUGCUCAGAAAAGAGUCCUUAAAUUAAUUAAAGUUUUGCUGCAGUCAUGUAUUAUGUAAUUGAGCCAUCACUGAAAUAUAUUUGGUUGAGCUAAUCCACACUCUGGCAGCACUUGGCUACAAUUUUGGCUGAAGCUCAGGUAUUUCGAGGUCUCCAGUUUUCUCCUCAGUCAUUUCAGACUAUGUGAAAAUGUAAUGAACUGUCAGGAUGCAGGUAUGCAGGUGAAUCGCCCUCUCUGCAUCACAAUACAACACAAUACAACACAAGAACUUUAUUCAUCCCCAAAGGGGAAAUUCGUUUCUCUGGAGUCUCAUGUCUCUAAAAGUCAUCUACUAUUCACAGAAGAGUUGUAAAGUCUGAUGGCUGUGGGUACAAAGAGAGGGGAGCCGUCCACCACCAUUGGCCUUUUGGUCCAUUAAGGUGUUGUGAAGUGGGUGAUCCAUGUUCUUUAGAAUAGUCUCCACCUGCCUCAGUAUAGAUCUCUCCACCACAUCCUCCACUGAGUCCAGCUUGAGACCUACCACAGAGCCAGCCUUUUUCCCCAGUUUGUUCAGACGUCUCUCAUCUUUGUGUUCGAUACUUCCUCCCCAGCAGACUGCAGCGUAUAACAGAACACUGUAGACACCACAGACUGAUAAAACAUCUGCAGCAUCUUACUACAGAUGUCUAUUGAUCGGAGUCUUCUCAGGCAAAAGAGGCGGCCCUGUCCCUUUUUGUAGAUGAGGUCUAUAUUCUUAGACCAGUCCAACUUAUUAUCCAGGUCUACACCUAGAUAUUAAUACGAGGUCACCACCUCAAUGUCCACUCCACAGGUGUUCAAUGGCUGAAGAGGGGUUUGGAUCUGCAGAAAUCUAUGACCAUCUCCUUUGUGUAUUUACACUAACGACUGGUGUAAACAGGCUAAGACUGUUUCAAGCCAUUGCUCACCGUAAUUGGAGCUUUUGACUGUAAUCUGCAGACCAUUCUACCUACCCAGAGAGUUUAGCUAUGUUGUCAUCACUGCUGUGUCCCACUGAACAUUUCUUGGUCUAAACAGGUCUAACAGACAUCUAAAUGUAGCCUAGAUGACUGAUCUAAAAUCAGGCUACCACAGGUCUAAAAAUGAAAGUUUUUUAGACAUCUAAAUUUAGACCAAAUUUAGACUAAAUCUAAAUCUGGGCUAUAUCCAUACUGUAUGUUGCUCAAUGGCUAUCAUAAGUAUUUUGGUUAAAUACUUGGAGAUCAGUAGUGCUACUCACAGUUGCCUUUUGAAAUAGAUAGUUAUCGAAUAAUGGCUCAAAGUGCAACGUCUAAAUAACCCGCCCCAAAAUUCAGAAUCUAGACAGUUGAAAUUAGGUCUAAAAAAAAGAAACUAGAUGUCUAAUAGCCUUCUAUUGCUUAGUGGGGUUUGUGCUUACACAAAAGUGGCUCCUGACUGUUCUCUACCAGACCACCAACAAGUUGCAGUCAACUCACACGGAGGCCAUUUUCAUUGUUGCUGGGGACUUAAACCAGGUCAACAUGAAAACAGUUCUCCCACACUUUCACCAGCAGAUGGAUUGUACAACCAGGGGACAGAACACAUUAGACAUGGCCUACACCAACAUCAAAGAUGCAUUCAAAGCACCCCCCGCUCCCACCUUGGCUCAUGUACUAACUCAUAAUGUAAUAAUCCACUCAUAAUGUUAUAAAAUCAUGAGUGCAUAACCUAAUAAUAAAAAUAAUUUUUGCGAGAUUUUUUUCAUAUUUUUCUUGUCAUUUUGUUGGCUGCUGAUGGAUACUUCUGCUGGGUGAAGAGUUUACUCAAGAGAAGAGCUCCUUUCAUUGAGGAAAACCAAAUCUGGGAUCAGAGAAACGUCAACUCUUUGCCCAACAAAAACGAUGAGCUGGAGAUAUUGGUGAAGACUGAGAAAGCAUACUGUGAGUGAAGUUUCCUGUGUUUCACUGAGACCUGGUUGAAUCAAAGCAACUCGGACUCCAAUGUGGAUCUACCUGGCUUCACUCUUAUAUGGUCAGACAGAGAUGCUCAAGCUAGUGGCAAGAAGAAAGGAGGAGGUCUGGCUUUAUUUGUCAACCAGAGAUAGUGUAACCCUUCUCACAUAACUGUCAAGGAGAAGUUGUGUUGUCCAGAUAUGGAACUGUUAGCAGUUGCUCUUUGGCCAUAUUAUGUUCCAAGAUAAUUCAGUCAUAUCAUAACAGUAGUUGUUUACAUUCCACCUAAUUCAACUGAAGUAAUUCCAUGCAAUGUUCUGCAAAAUAGUGUUGCCAGGCUACAGACUCAACACCUGGAGGCACUAAUAAUAAUAAUAUCAGGAGACUUCAACCAUGUCACCCUCUCCUCUUACUUGACUGGCCUGGCUGGGCCAUCCAGUUGUGUGAAUCACUUGCCAUUCCUUCCCACAACAGUCUGGACUUCGGCCAAUUGGGAGCCCUAAAAGUGGGCGGGAGUACUUUCAUUGAAAGACAGACUAAUGUAACCAAUCACCGUAACCAAACAUCUGACAUCAUCACAGUGUGAAACUGUGUUCCCUGCUGGGCUCUCAAGCAUCAAGUAAAGGUUUGGUAAUAUUUCAACAUGUGCGAGCAAACAAUGUCUUUUACGUCUUCUUCUGCGGAUAUGAACGAUUUCUGCCGACUUUGCAAAGUCAACUGCAGAAUUAACGGUGUUCUGAAUGAACCGCUCUUUGAAAACCUCAGCAUGUGUUAGACGUCACCAUCUACACAUUGACCAAUCAGGGGCUGCCUUUCCCUGUUGUCCGGGGAACAGUGGAAACAGUCAUUGAUUGGCCCGGUUAUUUUCUGAUUUGCAAUACACGCUCCCAAUUGGCCGAAGUCCAUACUGUUGUGGGAAGGAACGGCAAGUGAUUCACGCAACUGGAUGGCCUAGCCAGGCUAUCACCUGACUGGAUUCACACAGUUUGUGAACUGUCCUACCAGAGAAAACAAAACCCUGGAUCUGCUGUAUGCCAAUGUCAAAGAAGCCUACAGAGCCACUGCCUUACCACCAGUGGGCAAGUCAGAUCAUAGCUUGGUCUAUCUGCAAACCUGUUACAGACCUUGUGUACUGAGGCAGCCUGUGACAAAGUCAAGAUUCCAAGAUGGACACCUCAAGCCAGUGAAGCUCUAAGGGACUGCUUUAAAUCAACAGACUGGAAUGUGCUGCUGGAAACAGAUGUGGAUAGUAUGAACAGUGAAAAACAGGUUAACUGCCUCACUGAAUAUGUCAACUUCUGUAGAGACACAGUUAUACCCAGAAAUACUGUUCGCUGUUUCCCCAGCAACAAACCCUGGAUCACAAGAGACAUAAAAGCAAUCCUUACAGACCUACAGACCAGUGGCCCUCACUUUACACAUCAUGAAAACCCUGGAGCGGCUGAUCCUAUGCUGUCUAGGGUCAGAGACAAACUGGAUUCCCCUGCAGUUUGCAUACAAAGAACACAUUGGAGUUGAUGAUGCCGUCCUCUACAUGCUUCACCGUGCCCUGUCUCAUCUGGAGGAACCUGGGGUUUAUGUGAGGAUCAUGUUCUUCGACUUAUCAAGUGCAUUAACACCAUCCAACCCACCAUACUCAAAGACAAGCUCACAGAGAUGGGAGUGGAUCCUUCUUGUGUUUCCUGGAUCGCAGAUUACUUGACAGGAGGGCCACAGUUUGUCAGGCUGGGGAACUGUGUUUCUGGGACAUUAAUGAGCAGUACAGGGGCUCCACAAGGGACAGUGCUGGCGCCAUUCCUGUUCACACUGUAGGCUAUACGUCAGACUUCAAAUACAGCACUGAGUCCUGCCACAUCCAGAAAUACUCAGAUGACACCGCUAUUGUGGCAUGUAUCAGAAAUGGACAAGAAGCUGAAUACAGAGAUCUGAUAAGAGCCUUUAGUGACUGGAGUCACAAAAACUGCCUCCUCCUUAACACCUCAAAGACAAAGGAGAUGGUCAUAGACUUACGUAGAUCCAAACCCCCUCUUCAGCCAGUGAACACCUGUGGAGUGGACAUCAAAGUGGUGACAUCAUAUAAAUACCUAGGUGUACAUCUGGUUAAUAAGUUGGACUGGUCUAAGAACAUAGACUUCAUCUACAGAAAGGGGCAGAGCCGCCUCUUUUGUCUAAAAAGACUCCGAUCAAUAGACAUCUGUAGUAAGAUGCUGCAGAUGUUUUAUCAGUCUGUGGUGGCAAGUGUUCUGUUAUACGCUGCAGUCUGCUGGGGAGGAAGCAUCAAACACAAAGAUGCAAGACGUCUUAACAAACUGGUGAAAAAGGCUGGCUCUGUGGUAGGACUCAAGCUGGACUCAGUGGAGGAUGUGGUGGAGAGAUCUACACUGUGGAAGGUGGAGACUAUUCUCAAGAACAUGGAUCACCCACUUCACAACACCUUGAUGGACCAAAAGGCCAAUGGUGGUGGACGGCUCCUCUCUCUUCGUUGCAGGACAGAAAGAUUCAGAGGUUUUUUCGUACCAACAGACAUCAGACUUUAUAACUCUUGUAUAAAUAGUAGAUAACUUUUAGAGACAUGUAAAGUGAGACAACAGACAGUUGAAUUUCUCUUCGGGGAUUAAAUAAAUUCUUCUUAUCUUAUCUUAUCUUAUCUCAUCUUAUCUUAAUAACAUCUUUAUGCAUAAUGUAAUAAUGGAACAGUUUAUUCCAUUAUGAGUUGCUACAGCCCCUCACCAGACCACCUAUCUCUUAUGCUAACACCUGCAUACAAGCCCCUGUUCAUUAGAGGAAAACCUACAGUGAGGCAGGUAAGAGUAUGGACUGAGGGGGCUCUAGCACUUCAGGGCUGUUUUGAGUGCACCAACUGGGACCUGUUUAAGACAACUGCCACCCAUAGUGAUCACACAAACAUUGUAGAGUACGCCACGUCUAGGUUUAAUUGUAAGCCUACUGAGUUAGCAUGCCUCAUGAUGAUGUUAUAUAAGGUCCCACUAUGAAUGAAUAUCAAACAGUUGUGUUUGCUCAGAUGUCAGUGGUGCAAACAUGAGCUGAUAUCUGACUGUUGACUGUAACGGUGCUUUCUUCUUGGUCUGACAGGUAAAGGAGACAGAGAUGCUGUUCUGGACACUGAGGUUGUCCUGACUAAAAUGAAGCUCCUCAGUCAUCUUCAUGAGAGGCUCUUCAUAAAUGAUGACUCCACGGUGACACUUCCUGAGCAGCAAACCAAGUCCUCUGAGAUGAAACCACAUCAAGACGAAAAAUCUAUUGGACCACAGACCAAGUCCAGCUCGGACUACCUGUCAGAGAUUUUCUCUGAUUCCCAGCUCCCCAGGCUGUACAAGUUUGAGUCUGAGGACUCUGGUGUGGAGCUGCCUAGUGGAGCCAACUCUCCAUCCACCCCGACAGGCUCUGAGCAAAGCUUUGUGGUCCACAGCCGAGAAUCAUCCUGUGACUCAUGCAACUUGAACUCUGAUGCUGUUAACCUGCCUGGUGAACUGGUCACAUAUGCACAGAGCUCAGGGAUGAAACAGGAGCAGGACUCAGUGGACAACAGUCCAAAUACAGUAGAGGACAGUCAGGACAACAUGUUCAUACCUGCAGGAGAGCUUCAUAUAGGCGAGGGCGUUGAUACUGAGCAGUGUAGAGUUUCAGAUAUCAUCCCUGAGGAGACCAAGGAGACGUCUGAACAGCUGAAGGAGAAUAUUACUGUCACAGAAAGGACAUGCUCAGAGGACAUGAGGCCUGGGGGGCGAUCUUCAGCAGAAGUCUGUGAGGACAUCAUUGUGAAUGACUUUGAGUCUCAGCCUCGAUGGAGGAGUGGCACCAGUGAGAGCCUGGAGGAGUACAUGGAUGAAUGCUGCAGACUAAGUGAGGUAAGAAGAACAGGGUCUUUACUCACUCAUCUGUCUGUCUCUUGGAUCAUAGGAUCCCUUAACUAGAUUAAAACAGGCCAACAGGGACUCUAUAGUUACUCUGCAGCCAUCUCUUACACAGUAUAAAACAUGGACGUACUCUUACCAGAGAUGGGAAUUGUAAAGUCACCAAGUCAUCUCCAUGCCAUGUAUUUGUUCUGCUCAGUUACUGAACCAGGUGCCUUCACUAAUGAGCUCACCUUCCUGGCUACUCAUUGGAUGCAGCUGGUUCAGUGACAGAGCAGAACAAAUACAUAGCAUGGAGAUGAUUGGUGACUCCACAGUUCCCAUCUCUGACUCUUUUUUUAAAAUAAUUACAGUGCAUCCGGAAAGUAUUCAUACAACUUCACUUUUUCCACAUUUUAUAUUACAGCCUUAUUCCAAAAUGGAUUAAAUUCCCUUUUUCCCUCAAAAAUUCUACACAAAAUACCCCAUAAUCACAAAGUGAAAAACUUUUUUAAAGCACAUUUUGCAAAUUUAUUAAAAAUAAAAACACUCAAAUGUUGCAUUUACAUAAGUAGUUAUACCCUUUACUCAAUUGUAACCCAUGUCAAAAUAUGACAUAAAUAAGAAUAAAUAGUUGAAUAAAAGCUGCAUAUAUAAGUUUGAAAGUUAAAAGUGACUAAUUUAAUGUCAAUUAAUCAUCAGAGAUAAUUAAAAAUUAAAAGUCUGCUGACAGAAAAAGACGUCGCUGCCCCUUUAAGGGACCAGCGACACAAACGCAGCACCUCAGUGACGCUGCAGCAAGAGACCUGAGGGAGAGAGCAGAGGAGGAACCGGAGAAGACGAGCAGUGAUUAAUGAACAGAAAAAGCAGUGAAAAAGUUGAUAAAACAGUUGAAAACCAUAACUUACUUGGUCGGGAACUGACAGGGAUUUUAUGAGAACUAAGCCACAUCGAUUUUGGUCAGGUUUUUUGCACGGUUGGAAGCUCGGUCGGAGCGAGGAUCGGUCUGCCAUGUGCAGGCAUGCACAUUCACAGACGGGAUUCAAGAUGGCGAGCCAGACCCAGACCUUGAACUCAUCUUUCCCAUCGCAUCGUGAGGGUGUCUCCUGCGUGUGGUAACUCCUUGCCACAGUGGUAGGGGUACCAGGAACUAGUUUGAACUGAGAACUGAUUGAAUUAUUAUUUUUGGACUGAAUCGAACUGAAACUUUUCAUUGAACUGAACACUUGAAUUCACAUUUGGACUUGAACUUAAACUUAAAGUGUCAUACUUUUAUUUUAUUAAGUUUAUGUUUUUUGAAUGUGAUUUGAAUAACUGUGGUCCACUUUGAUUUAUUUGUGGUUACGGUGUUUUCUUACUUGUAAAAGAAGGAAAAAAAGAGUUAACUUAGGAAGAAAAAAUAGGAAUCCUAAAAUAGGUACAACCUAGGAAAAAGAGACUGGUCUAAUUAAAUUAGAUUAGCUUUACUAAAAUAAACUAGGUGAACUAAAGAACAAAAACGAAGAGUGAGAUAUAUUUUUUUCCUCCAUUUAUACUUACCUUUUCAUUGAAAACCUGCAGGGUAUUUUUGGGUUCAUAUACUGUGUUUUAUAUGUGUGUUUGUAUUCAGUAAAUUGCUGGCCUUUUCUACUUAAAGCAACUGUCUCUGGUGUUAUUACUCUUGCUCCCCACUCCUUAGAGCCUAGAACUGGUCCAGUGGCGCAGUUAGUGGUGUGAUAACGGUGCUAUACAAUACUUGGUCGAAGCACCUUUGGCAGCGAUUACAGCCUCCAGUCUUCUUGUGUAUGAUGCAACAAGCUUGGCACACUUGGAUUUGGGGAGUUUUUCCCCAUUCUUCCUUGCACAUCCUCUCAAGCUCAGUGAGGUUGGAUGGGCAGCGUCGGUGCACAGCUACUUUCAGGUCUUUCCAAAGAUGUUCAAUCGGGUUCAAGUCUGGGCUCUGGCUGGGCCACUCAAGAACAUUCAGAGACUUGUCCUGAAGCCACUCCUUUGUCUUCUUGGCCGUGUGCUUAGGGUCAUUGUCAUAUUGGAAGAGUUCGAUCUUCGUUUCAUCAGACCAGAGAAUUUUGUUUCUCCUGGUCUGUGAGUCCUUCAGGUGCCUUUUAGCAAAGUCCAAGCGGGCUGUCAUGUGCUUUUUACUGAGGAGUAGCUUCUGUCUGGCUACUCUACCAUAAAUGCCUGACUGGUGGAGUGCUUCAGAGUUGGUUGUCCUUCUGUAGGGUUCUCCCAUCUCCUCAGAGGAACACUGGAGCUCUGUUAGAGUGACCAUCAGGUUCUUGGUCACCUCCCUGACCAAGGCCCUUCUCCCCCCCUGCUCAUUUAGGCUGGGCGGCCAACUCUAGGAAGAGUCCUGGUGUUCCAAACAUCUUCCAUUUCUUAACGAUGGAGACCACUGUGCUUUUUGGGAUCUUCAAUGCCGCACAUAUUUUUUUGUAACCUUCCCCAGAUCUGUGCGCCGAUACAACCCUGUUUCGGAGGUCUACAGACAAUUCUUUCGACUUCAUGGCUUGGUUUGUGCUCUGACAUGCUCUGUCAGCUGUGGGAUCUUAUAGACAGGUGUGGCUCCAAAUCAUGUCCAAUCAGCUGAGUUUGCCACAGGUGGACUGCAAUCAAGUUGGAGGAAUAUUUCAAGGCUUACCAGUGAAAACAGGAUGCACCUGAGCUCAAUUUUGAGUUUUAUUGCAAAGGCUGUGAAUACUUAUGUAUAUGCAACAUUUGAGUGUCUUAUUUUAAUACAUUUGCAAAAUGUUCUAAAAAAGUUUUUUGCUCUGUCAUUAUGGGGUAUUUUGUGUAGAACUUUUGAGGGAAAAAAGGAAUUUAAUCCAUUUUGCGUCCUUCCCCAUGUCCAUUGUAGACAAUGUCCUUAACCUUUCCCCAUCGAGGGCAUAUUCUUGAGAGGAAUAUCAACAUCCUAACCUCCACUGUGCAACCAAGAACCAGAAAUAAAAAAUAAAAUAGAAUUAGAAACCACCAAACGAAAAUAUUUACAAAUGUGCUGAGGGUAACAAAAAAAAAAAAGAAAAGAAAAUAUAACCAAUGGAGAGAGGAGUGCCUAACUCAGAAUUUCUGUGAAAGCGCUCUACGUUAGAGCAGGGGAGCCAACUGGAUCAUACAAAAUCUGCUCUUAAUGGGGCGAUAUGCGUUAUCCAUCUGUUCCAAAUUUGAUAAAAUGUAUCCUCCUGUGUUCCUAUCUGGUAUAUGAGCUUUUCCAUUCGAAAGAUCUCCAAGACUAUCCCAUGCCAGUCUCCCAGCUUGGGCGGGAUCGCGUUUAGCCAUCUUCUAGUGAUCGAUUUUUUAGUGGCCGCCAAUAAUACCUGUAUCAGUUUUGUAUCUCUCGACUGGCUCAGGCAUUCAACCCUUCCUAGAAACAAGGUAGCGAAAUCAGAGGGUAUUUGAGUAUUGAACACUGAGCAUAGUGAUCUGUGGAUACUUCCCCAGAAAAACUGUUAAUUUAGGGCAUUUCCAGAAAAUAUGAAAGUGACCAGCUUUUUCCGCACCACAUUGUCUCCAACAUGGCCUAUUAUCCCCUCUAUAUCGUUCCUGGUACAGAGUUUUAAAGUAUCUGAUAAUAUUCUUCCAACAAUGUUCUCUCCAGUCCAUGAAGCAUGUCGAGGUCGACUGGAAUUCCCAGAUCCCCUUCCACAUCUCUUCCGAAAUCACUAUCCCAGCAUCCCUUUCCCAUCUUUCCUUAAUGUAUAGUUCUUCUCUGACUCUUACACACAGGGCUGGCAUCCUAACCUCCACCAAACUUCCAAAUGUGGAUUUCAGCUGUGGGAGGGUUGACUUUGACAACAUAUGUAAUUGUAGUCCUCACCAACUUUUACAGUCAGUCAAAAAAAACAAAACUGAUAUGUUAUGUUUGUGUGUGCAUUUGUUGAGUGUGUGUGUCUGAGUUAAGAAUAAUUAUAUCUGUGUCAGACCAGAGUCUAAUCCUUUCUGGAUGAGCAUGUCCUUGCUAUGUAGCUUGCUAUGUCCUCUGUCAUUACCUUUAAUUUGAAGUCUCCAUGUUAGCAGGUAAUGACAUUACUGUGACUGAAAUCAGCUUCACAGACUCUGUCAUUUCAGGGCUGUUACAGACACAUGGGUUUCCUUUGAUUUUCAGAUACUCUCUGUAGCUCAGCACUAAUAGUUGGAUGUAAAAAGCCCCGCAGCUGUACCUGUAGUCACCUCUUUGCUGUGAAAACAUGAUGAAAAAGCCACAGGUAAGGGCAUGUUUCAUUCAUGUUACCAGAAAAACUUCCCUGUUCACAGAAAGAGAGAGGAAGAGAGAGAGAGAGAGAGAGAGAGAGAGAGACUGAGCACCUGACAGGUGUGGAAGCUGCAGAGUCAUAAUCACCUGUUUGAUGUCCCUAAAAACAUCUCCAUCAGGCACUGGGACUGUCUGUCAUUACAGCAGCUAUUAGACCCAGACUUUGAUGCAACCUUCAGUUUUCUGCACCAAUCACUGCUGUUCUUUUUAACCAGAGGGACAAAUCAUGUACACCACUGCAGACUGAAGGUCUGAAACACCUCCUUUCCUUCUUCCUGCUUUAAUAUUUCAGAGCUACAUGAUAAUAUAGCUGGUCUGUUCACCUGUGACAAGCUCACUUCUGUUUUGCAUGCAGGCCUCUCAGCAGACAUAGUCAGGAUAGCAAGGAUGCAUGCCUCCACUCCACUCAAUGGCCCUCAUUUAUCAAGCUUGCGUACGAAAAUUUUGACCAAAUCUCAUGACAGGUCUGACAUUGUGUACGCAAGUUUGAGUCAGUGUGGAUCUGCGGUGCAACAAAUGUCUGUUUCGAAAUAAUUGAUAAACAAACCUCAAACCUGUCAUUAAGCACAAUCAGCCAGAUUUCAUUAAAGAUUACGACGUAAAUAAAAUAAAAUACAUUUAUUAUGUCCUUAGUGAAUAGGCCUAUUUGAUAACUGCCCAGAAACACUGCCUCAGAGCAGAAGCGCCGUUUUAACAUUACGCACACACGCACCACUGUGGAGCACUGCAUUUGACUCCUAAAAGGCAGGUGUCUCUAUCUUGGCCCAGCAGAGGGGAUGCUUUUACACUCCUGAAAGGGUGUGGGACAUCAUUUGGGCCAGUUCAGUUUCGCACAAUGUUGCACUGGCGAAUACAGUGCCGUUGGCUGUGCCAGUGCAACAUGAGGACCCGAUGCCCGGAGAACAAUAACGAGGAGAGACUCCACAAAGGUGCUGUGCAGAGGAGGCAGGACCUUAUUGAUGGAUUCUGACAUGUAAAAUAUAAGUUUAGAAAGUGCUCUUGCUACUUAAUCAGUGAUAAAAAUCCAAUAGAAAUCCAUAAAAAUAUGCCUCAGGGGCAGCAACACACCGUUUGAUGACGUUAAUAAUUAUUUUUGUUCAGCCUCUGUCAGACCCUCCAGUCUGCUCUACAUUACAAAGACGCAACAAAUUUAAACUAAAUGCUUUAAAUAAUAGGUGUAACGUACCCAUGGCAAUAAAAAAAUGUGAGGCAUGUAUGAGAUAUUAAUUUAUCAUCACGAGCAAUUUAAUGACAAAUGAUUUAUUUAAACUUCAGCCAAUGUCCACUAUUCCGGCGCUGUUCACCGCCUCCAUAGUCCUGCUCCAGACAGGAGUUUGCUGGACUUCUUUUAGACCAGUUUUGAUGCUUCCAAAGAGAAAAUCCUUGUUAGCACAGAUGUGAGGAUAUCCACUUUCAGCUCAGAAAAGUUUUGAAUCUUUCUAAUAUUUCUCCUCUUUCAUGUUUGACCUCAGUGGGCGACACUUCUGAACCACAAAUAUUUAAGGGCAUGACAUGUUAAUGACGAUCGAUUUCAGCCGCCGCAUUUACCAAGACCCAAUUAUACGUACGCUGGGACUGGUCAGAUACGAACCCUUUCAUAAAUCUCAUGUGUGUCCUAUCCUAUGAUGAAUCCUGCACUCAGAUCUGCGCUCAGAUCUGCCCAAGAUUGAUAAAUGAGGGCCAUUAUCUCCACUUCUGGACAUGAUGAACGUCUGCUCACAGCACGAGUAACUUGACUGAUGACAUAUAAACAGCAGUUAAACGUGUAGUCCUUAAUUGGGUUGGUAACUGUUCUGGUAGCUUUAGCACAUGUGGGUGAACCCUUAAACCAGGAAAAAGCUGCAUUUCAGACCCAGAUAUUUCCCCCACAUUCUUUCCACCUAUUCCUCAAAAACAAAAUAAUGUCACGUUCAAAGGUUGUCCUGACGACAAGGCUUUUAUUAUUGCAGGCACAUCAAGGUAACCCAAACAUAAGGGGCUAUUUGCACUCUGUUAGGUAGGGAGGGGGGUGCUUACAGUCUGUGGCAGCUUUUCAUGGAUGUCAUACAUCACCUGUUCAUCUGUAUGAAGGAACUGGAGAUUUUUCCAUGACACCGCUGCUGACUGUUGGCCCCGCUCUCAGCUGGGCCCCUUCUUGCUGCUUGGCAGCCUACCUGGAUGCAUGAAAUAGGUGUCAAAUAUCUCAGAUGACACACAUAUUUACCCAGAUAGAGGCUCUUUGAAAAGCCUCGGGGGCCCUGUGAGGUAAUGGCAUGUGGCAGUGGCUUUAGGGGCCCCCGUAUGAUGGACUGUAGGGGUACAUUGCUGACAGGCCAGGUGCUGGUGCUGCUUUCACUGUCAUCUGCAUCACUUGUCACCAUAGCUAAUAAUGUAAUUACUUUUAUAAUGUAAUUAGGGAUAUUGGAAUUUUUAACCCCAAACAUCAAGGACCCCCUCUGUGUCCAACGACAGCCCUCCAAACCCCUGCCCCUUUCUCUGUGAGUCAUUAAAUAUAAGAAAACCUGAUCUCUCAGAGUUCACAGGCUCAGGUGGUCUUUACACAAGUACGAAUUUGUAAGACACUGGUAAAAUAAACUAUCGAUCUAGUGAUAUUGACACACGGAGACGCGAAUUUGUCCAUGACGCAGCAUCUUUUUUGAAAACAGGUCUGCAGGUGGAUAUCUGGUCCAGAAAAGACGGUGACCUCAUAGCACCCCUCCGCCUCUCCUCCUGUCACACACACAACAUGUAUGUGCAUGCGCAUUCACUGUUUUUGGUGCUUUGUGGCAAUUUCACAGUGUCACCUUUAGGCCGGGCGUAUGUACUACAGGAUUUUGCGUGGAUUUUGCAUUGUCAUGUAAAUGCACUAAGCCUAUGUACAAUACGAUGUGUUAACAGCGAUACAUGUUUUGGUACAGACGCCAAGACAAUACGGGGCCGUCCUCGUGUGAGGAGAGCCUCAGAUGUUGGGAUACGAAUUGCUGCAUUGCUGUCAUACUUCCAACAUCAGGUCAUGACAAAAAUCAUGUGGUUCUGUUCAACUACAUAUCUGAAAUCUUUUACUUUGAUCGUGAAGGAAAAAUUCUGUUUUUUUCACUAAAUUUAUCCAGAAACACCUUUGAGAGUUAUAUAAGACAAUACACUAGAGAAGCUGGGACAUACCACGGUGAUAUGAGAAAAGAAAAUGGUGUCAUUCGACAGAUUAUUUGAUUAUCAUUAUACGCAUGAUUGCUUUGGGAUAAAAUUGUUACGAAUUGAACAAAGGCCAGGAUCCAAAAAUACGGAGGCAAAUGCCCAAAUUUAUUGACAAUAAACAAUAGAACAAAGUGAACAACAGAAAAUCGCUGUUUCCGGGUAAAGGUACGGUCAGCUUGGACGGCCACUAAAAAACACAAAACCAGGGUUAGAAGCAAGGUAAAAUAGCUAAAAAUCUUCUCAACUGGAGGAAAAAACACAAACAAAGAAUCACCUUUGCUCAAGGGAAAAACUCUCUGGAAAGCAACAAAAGAACUCACUAACAAACACUAAGAGGCAGGCUGGAUACACGGGCAGGAGAUCAGGGAGCUCGGCGUGGCAAGACACGUGUUGCCCGACUGAGAAAUCAUCCGGCACUGAGUCGACACAGGAGCUGGCAUAUAAAGCCAGGUAAUUGACACCAACGUGAAUCAGGUGCGUGCAAUCAGUCCAGGCCAGCCCCGCCCCCCGCCGUGCCUCCAGCACUGCAGAGAGAGGGAGAGAGAGAGACAGAGAGACAGAGAGAGAGAGAACACACAAAGAGGAGAGGAACACAGGAAUCCCAACUGCUGCAUAACUCAAUAUCCUCACUAAAAUCUUCAUAUAUAAAAUAUCGUCAUUCCCCCCAACACUACAAGAGGAAAGUCUUAUCUUCUUACCUACCUCACUUAGUACUCUGUCAUAUUAUUACUGUAAAAACUACAGGUGUGAUGAACAGUUUCAUUAUGAUCAUCGUGUUGGGGUCGUGCUUUGAUGCGUCUUGUGUUGACCUCCUCAGCAUCUUCACUUUUACCUACAUCCCCAUCACUCCUCUCCUCACAGCUCUGAACUGGUCAUGAGGGAAAAAAAUCUUUACAUCUUUGCUGCACGUUUGUUGAUUCCGUGUUUUUACUGAAGUUAGCUCAGUUCUAACUCAAAUGUGAAAAACACACUCCUGUAACUCAUUUUUCUGUUACAUUAAGGAAACACACCUGAAUCUGAUAUGAGCCAGUCUACUUCACAGCUAACUUUUCUUAUGGUUAAAUCUAGUUUUGACCUAACACUGUUAUACAAAUAUGUAAACUCAACAUUGAUCUACUUCGCAGGUAACUUUUCACAAGGUGAAAUCUUAUUAUGACGUUAAUAUUGUUAUACAAAUACUUAGUAUAUUUAGUUUUAUUUAGUAACUCAAUAUAGAAUGCAGAAUUCACCUGUAAGCAUCACUUUGUGCUUUCAUUGCUUUUUAAACAUCAUUAUCUGGGUCUUUUACAUCAUGGAAAUUCUGUUCAGAUAUUGAUCUCAGUCGAAUUUAUCUCUUCUCUCUCUGUAUUAUUAGAGAGAGAGAGAGAGAGAGAGAGAGAGAGAGAGAGAGAUUGGACAAAGGUACCUUUGACCAGGAAGUUAUUCCACCUUGAGCAUGAGCGCCUCGAGUGUUUAAAAUGUAAAGAAUAUUUUGUUUCAGGACAUACACAAGAGGUGACACUGGAUAUACUUAGGACUAAUCACGACAUUUCAACUAGGGUAAAGAUAAAAAGAUAUUCACAGAGUUGGACUUUCCAGGUCAAUAACUAAUUAAUUAAACAAUGUAGAGUCAAACCCUCUUUUAAUAACUGUCACGAAGACUAUCAGCCUCAAUCUCAUUUUCCACAAAACAAGCCGUCCUCCAAGCCGCCAGACAACUGCAAUUUGUCUCAAUUCACUGCUGGUGUGGGCUCAAUGGCAUAGAGACCAUCGGCAAAUUAUCGUAGAAAAGAAAAUUUAAGAACUUCACCACAAAGAGAUGUGAUGUCCUUAAAAACACAAUACACAUAAAUGACCAUAUGCUGUUCAUUUGCUGAUUUAUGCAAUGCAUAUAAACGUGCUGAUUAAAACAGGAGUGACAAUGUAAUAAUUAGUCAGUUUAUCUCUGUCUAAAGGAUUUGCAAAACCAUUUCCGGAUCCUCAGCAAUUACAAUUUAAUAUCAGCAUUUGAGCUUCCCCGCAGAGCAAAAGGCCAGAGUGAAUUAAAGUUAGUUGGACAGGUAUCUUUCUGCUUGAGAAAACUCCUCAAAAAUGAUGAGCUGUAGCUUCAGGAUAAUAACACAAACUUGAAUAAACUUCUUCUCUAAAUCCAACUUCACUUACCUGUAAAUACAAAAAUAACAGAAUGAGACUAAGGUUUGAAGGUAUAUUUUAGGGUCAGGUGUCAGACUAACAGUGAACAGAACACCCCCAGGCGAGAGUGAACCAGGCUCAGCCAAAAGGAGCUGUGAGAGACCCCGCUCCCUAUCUGGAAGCUCUACACACAUCUGGAGCUUCAUUCCUUUCCAACACAGUCAUGCUGAGGAAAUCCAACAUGCGGCAGAGAUAAUGGAAACAUCCAGAAGUAUGGGAUGGGGAGAGCUCAGUCUCCUUGGUGAUUUUAAAUGUUAUCCACCCAUCAAUCUCAUACUUUCAAAGUGAAAAAUGUAAGCCAGAUACGACCCUUUUUUUUUCACAAGAAAUAUUAGCUAGACUAGUCAUAGAAACCACCAGGUCGUUCAGCACAAUACAAGACUGUGUCAAUGCACAACAUUAAUAUGCAACAGCCUGUUUGAAAGGAGAAUGAAGACAAGUAACUUAUGCUAAUCAGGUAUAGUACAGUUACUUUGAUAAUAUUUGACUCAUGUACUAGUAAAAGUAUUAACCCAAGGAUUUGCUCAGGUACAGUGAUGUAGUUUAAGCCUGUCAUUGUGUUAUCAUUAUCAUGGAAAAAAAAAAUCAUCAUAAUUCUAAAUGGACGUCUCUUUCCAUCAUGGUUUCCAUGGACUGAUGACAGCUCUGCCCCGUCUACACAUUCAAUUGCCAAAUGUCAAAAAUGGUCUGACUUCUCUGGUGCCAUAUGCUCACUUUGAACUUUACUGCUGUCCUUCCAGCCUCUCCUCUGUUUCAUGUCUUCAUUGUAACAGAGGGGAGGUGAGCCCUCCCUGCCUCAGGCUUUGGCUUUCCACAUAUACAGGGUGAUGGGCUGAAAGCUGUCAGAACAGAGCCAAACCACCAAAUAUAACUUGUUGGCUGAAAAUACUAGCUGUUUUAAACUCAGGCUGAAAUCCUGUCACUCAUUUGUUUUUGUAGGUCUACCUCAGCUGCAUUACAUAAAUAAGCCUAAGAUGAUAAAACUGAACAGAUAACUGGUUCCUGGCUCAUGUCCACUUGCAAAGCUGCAUUUAUCUUCACAUGCAUUUGGGAUUCCAGCUAAUUCUGGUGUUUCUUGCCAACACAAGCACACAUUGUUCACGUCUUAUGUUCCUCUCCUGAUCCUAACAAUCUUUAUUUCUUGUGUCAGCCAUUCAGCUUUUCACAUCCUUUCCACCCGCUCAGCUUUCACGUGUGACAUUACUGCCCCUUGAGUCAUGGGAUCAGAGGAAACUCAGAGGAAGUGCAACUAGGGCGCGUGUGUUUGUUUGUGUGUGCUUGCCCAUUUUAAAGUGGGUUUGUGCACGCAAAGGGGGCAUUCCUGAGUCUCACUUUGUCUUCCCGGCAGUGGAUCACUCAGUGGUCUUUGUGAGGCUGUGGAUAAGAUCAGCACCAGCCCUGAUAAUGUUACUGUCAAAAGGCAGAACGGUCCCUGAUUACAGACCCUCCCCCUCAUCAACGACCACCACUGAGGAAGUGAGGGUCAUCUCCUGGAAGGAAUACCCCUCCUUAUCUUAAUUAGCCACCGAGAAACUGCAAGACGUCUGAGAGUGGGGAUGUCAUACAGGGUCUGAGGAGUUCACAGUUUAAGAAACUAACCAGCUGCAUGUAGUAUCCAGAGAGAAGAGAAGAUUUUUUAACAGGUGGGUUCAGGAUAUGAUUUGGGAAGAGCACAGCGUCCCUGAACAGCUAAUGUCCAAAGCUGCUGCCUUGUUUUGUGUAUUUUUGUUCAUAGAAGAUACGCUUAAGGGGGUUCAUGGUCAAGAGCUUUCAGGUUCAACCGUCACAGGAAACAAGUGAUGUCAGUCCUCCAGCCUGUUAUGGCUCCUGGCCCAUUGUUCAGCUGAUCUUUCCACCACAGCUCCCAGUUGCCUGAAUGGGGUUUUAGAGUCAGCAGCCUGGGAAAGAGGGGAGGAAACCCCUACCUGUGCUCACAUCCUGCUUUUGUUGGAGGUGGGGGAACACCCCUAAUUUUGCUACUGAAUGUCCGACCCGCAUUAGAGUGAGCAUAACAUUAAACUAUGUGAACUUGCUAGCCUGCAAAACUCGAGUAGGCAGCUGCUCAGAGAGAAGUGCCCUGUAUGUGUUUACUGUUAACUUUAAAUGCUGGAAACUAUAUAACCAGAAAAACGUGAGUAAGAAGUUGCUCAGAGAGAGGUCCCAGUCUGUGUUUAACAGAAAGGUGUUGACAAUCAAAACAACAACAACAACAACAAAAACAACACAUGCUGCUGCUUUCUUCUUGUAAACGGCCUGGUUUAGAAGGAAAGAAGGCUAGAGCAUGUUGUGACUUUACACUUUUGAAACCAAAUACCUAUUAGUGCAUGUAUUUAUUCAUUAAAGUGUAUUUAUUUUCUAAAUUAUUUAUUUAAAAAUAUUUUUAUUUGCAGCCCAUGCAGACAUUAUUUUCAGAGAAUCAUACAUUAAUCAUAAUAGAGGUAAAAAGUUCAUUUCAUCUUGAUUAAGAUUUUUUCCAUAAUCACCCAAACACUGAUGCAGUUUAGAGAUGAAAAUAACAGAGAAGACGGUGAAAGAGACAAGCAAUUAAAGCAAUGUAUUACUUUUGUGGUACAUGAAGGACAAAAGCUGUAAAUUGAGACUGUAAAUUGCUGGGGACGUCCCGUGAUGUACAUGCAGGUUAUGCUGUUAUAUCAUCCCUACCAAUGUUGAGACCAAACCUAUGCCCUUGGUUGGGACACUUUUAGGCAUGUUGAUAAUUGGACAAAUAUUUGCUCAAAAGUUCCUUUUUUUGUCUCACUGGCAAACGUGAACACCUGCACCUCCAGGGCCAGCAGACAGAGACAGUUAACACCACACGUUGUAGCCUCUUCAUCCUUAGACAGUAUAGGAUGGAGCAAUGAAACAUAUUCAAACCAAAACUGAACAUAACUGUGGUCUUUAAAUACCACCUUUGUGGACCCCGUACCUCGAGUCAAACUACAGGGGUCUUCUCUAUUAAAGCAGUAUGAACGACAUUUUCUCUAUGUAGAGCCAGAGGAGUUUAGGAGUGUUUAAAUUCUGAUAUGAUGUCAGUCAGUCAAAAAGACGUCCAAGCUGCUUUUGAAAUGUGAUGAUGUAGGGAAAAUCAAGAGCAAAGUCUUAUUGAAUAUAAUCCAUCAUUUCUGUUGGAUAAUGUUCAAACAAAUGUACAGAGAGCAGCCACGACCAAAGAACCACUUCUGUUCAUGUAGCAUGUAGGGUUAUUAAUAUUCAUGAAAUAUCUCAUCAGGAAAAAAAUAAAAUAAAAUCUAUGUUUCAGCCUCCUCCGUACAAGGUACAGAUCAAUGUGAAAGGCAAUGAUGUCAAAGUUCUAACAGACAGACACCUUGAGCAGAACCAGACUCAAGUUACAACCAUCUGCCGACACUGAGCUGGGUUUAGAGUGGGUAGAGAGAGGGAGAAGGAAAAGGCAAACAACAACAACAACAACAACAACAAUAACAACAGUACAGGGGUCCGUUUCACGUAGCAGGUUUAGUGGAAACUCCGAGUUUGUUAACCCUGAAAUCAGGGAAACUCUGAGUUUUCCGUUUCACAAAGGAGGGUUAGUUAAACCAGGGAGAGAGGGGUAACUCUAACCUGUUUCACAAAGAGAGGUAACUCAACCUCGCGGUCAGUUACCACAGUAACAGACUCCGUGAACCUAACCUGCUCGGGAGCAGGUUUAACUCAGUAAACCCAGAGUUUCAGGUGAGACAUCGGCAUUUUCUCAUUUUGAUCAUGUUUUACAUUGUCAAGUAAGUAUUAAGUGGCAGUUUGAUCCCUUAAAAAAUGCUCUUUUCACACUCAAAACUGAAUUUUACUCUCUUAUUAUGUUCCGUUAAAUGAUUAAGAAUAUUAAACUAACACAAAAACGGGUGGUGGUCCAGCAGCCCCACCUUUAACGGAGGCAGAGGAGCUGCCCCCCCCCCGUUCGACGAUCGCGGCCGGUCCGAUCGCAAAUUCCCCCCCCCCCCCCCCCCCCAACACACACACACACACACACACACACACACACACACACACACACACACACACACACGAGGUGGGGGACGAUCGUCGGGGGGGGGGGGGGGCAGCUCCUCUGCCUCCGUUAAAGGUGGGGCUGCUGGGCCACCACCCGUUUUUCUGGCAUCUGCCCUCUUUCUGUUUGCUGAGUGAAAGUCUAAUAUUGAGUGUAGUGUGUGUUAGUUUAAUAUAUGUACAUAUACAUGCUGAGAGUUAGUUUAAUAUUCCUAAUCAUUUAACGGAACAUCAUAAGAGAGUAAAAUUCAUUUUUGAGUGUGAAAAGAGCAUUUUCUAAGGGAUCAAACUGCCACUUAAUACUUACUUGACAAUGUAAAACAUGAUCAAAAUGAUUCAAGCAGUUUCCCUGCAACAGUCUGUCAUUGUGAUUGCACGAGACUAGAUUUAAAGUUACGCAUUGACGCGAGCAGCGAUUUCCUCCCAAGCCCUCUCCCUCUCCCUUGCAGCUGCUGCUGUAUUGCACUUUCUUUUACAAACGUGCUGUAAUUCGCUGUUGGCUUGCUGCUGCCCCCUCCUUCUCCCUGUUUCCAUUGGUUGAUCAUUGAAUCUGCGCUCCACAGAUGCUGGCUGUUUAUGUCUGGCAUGCACGUGCUUAACUCCAGGUCAAACUACUCGGAGUUGGUAAAACCGUCUCAAAUCAGGUAUUGUGAAACCGGAAACUCAGAGUUUCCUAACUCAGAGUAGAUCAACUCAGAGUUAAGGAUUUAACUCAGAGUUUGUUGAACCACCUAUGUGAAACGGACCCCAGGUGUAUGGUUAAAGUGCCAGGAACAAGGACGAGAACUGUACACAUUAACAGCAUGUUGAUGAUUACAGACUGAUCAACAGAGUUUGAUUUAUGGUGAUUAAAGUCAGCGGGUCUGUGAUAAUGGUGUUUGUGAAGUUAAAGUACAGGUAGGAAUCAUAAUAGCCCAUAAAGUCAAAAUGCUCUGAAACAAACCUCUUCAUCUUUAUAACAAUGAUAAUUGUAGUGGGGCUGGUAUUAAUGAAAUCAUAGUGAAAUUUUUCACGGUUCAAGACAGCAGUAGAUUUCUUUUCAGUAAAUGAGGCUGAAUCUUGUCCAGAACAAGACCAACAAAGAUAUGAGGUAUUAGUUUGUCCAAAGGGGGCACCAAAAUUAACACAAACACAGGGUUCCUUACAGAAGCUUUAAACUGUGUGCUGAUCUGGUAUCAUCUAAGCGAAAAUGCCCCUAAAAUGACUGUAAAUCAGGAGUGCCCUUCUGUCUGGCUGGUGUGGUUGGUGUAAUACCAGUUUGAACAGUCUUUCCAUUUCAAAAGUUAGCUGGGACUUUUUCCUGUGCUGCCAGGACCUCAACUAACCUGCACACUCUCUUUUUUGUCCAGACUCAGGAGAAGAGUUCAAACCCUCUGGGAUCAGGCCUGGGUUACCUGGAGCACAUCUGCCAGCUGUUGGAGAAGAUCGGUCAGUUACAGGAGACCAACCUGCGUCUGCAGAGGCAGAUCUGCUGCCUACAGACAGACAGCAGGAUGACAAAGGCCAAAGAGGUGAGACACAGCUCUUUCACUGAGUUUUACUCAGGAUACUGUCUGCAAACAGAUAACCUGUUUUUUUUCUUUGAAGUACACCUGAAUAUUUGUGCCUGAAUGCUCUCAUAUUCUACAGAAAGCCCACAGGCAGUCUCAGGAUGAAGUGUUGUGGUUUUUAUUUAUAGUCUGAGGAGUAUCAGGUUUCAGAAAGCUUUGGUGUCUGCGGAAAAAAAAAUGGCCAUAUGGAAAGCAAAAGCCGGAGGAACACAGUCCAUUUUGUAAGACAUCUUAGCUCCAGUCACUGAUCAUCUGAGGUUUUAAAAUAUCUGCUUGAGGGUCUGCAAACUAUCUGUUCUAGAUCAAGAAUAAAACACAGUCCUCUGUAUUUUAACGAGUUAUUUAAUACCAGCUUCUUUAGCCUUUCUCUGACAGUAAAAUCAUCACUUAUGAGAGGAUGGUUGACUUUUUGGGGUCUUGGUGAAAUAUGUUAAGAUGGGAUUCAAGAAUCCCUGACUGUCAGUUUUGGCUCAGAUACUGGGAAGGUUUUCUGUUGAGGCAAAGACUGAAACCAGCAGGAGCCUCUGCCCUCAGACUGAAAAGACCCACCUUGAGUCUAUAAACCUUCAAUUUGACAUCUACAGCCAGUUUUCUAGGAACAGAAGAUUCACUCUUGAGUGGUUGACCGAAGCAGCUGAUAAUUUAGCAUUCAUGUUGGAAGUAGAUGACACCAGACCCUCUGUGUGUAAGCCUUUUAUCAACAAUUUAACACACCAUUGAGGAUUCAAAGAGGAUGCUUGCAGUGAAUCGAUGACCUUUGACCUGUUUUCAAAGGAUGAGGCUGUCUGAGGUAAUAUAGAGUUAGUGAGGGAGAAAAAAACACAGAGGAAUGUCACUUCUAUCGCUUCCUGUUCAUGAAUAACUAAUGAGGAAGAAGAGGAGGCUGAGGAAAAAAGAGUUUGUUCACUUUAGUUUAUAGAUUAAAUCUAGACGCUGAGAGACAAACAUAACCUCAGAAUCAAAGGAUUGGAUCAGAGGUUGGUCCGGGUCUACCAGUUGUUAGUGUCUGUAGGUGGCUGUCUGAUUUACCUGGUCAGAUCGCUGAAUUGCAGCUGAUCAUUUGUACUGCAACUGAAGGCAGCAUCACAUGGCAUGGCUUUCACCACAGGAGGAUAAAUUUUAGUUUACAGAAUGAAAGAAAAGAUAAAAUUAUCAUAUUAUAACAUUAAAAACGUUCAGUUGAAUGAAAUAAAUUAAAAUUCAGUUUAGAAAAGAAAAGACUAACUUGACUGUAGGAAAUGUGUCUUGUGCUACAUACAUUUAAACAACAUACAAAAAACAUGAUACCAAACAACCAAUCCUGAUGGAUUAUCUCUGGCAUCUCUAAGAUAUGGACAAUUAAUAAUAUGUAACAUAAAAUGCUACAAAUACCAUUGCAAAAAACACAGAACAUCAUCAACUCCAGUCUUUGGUUUUCAUCCGCCCCCCAUUGUAAGAGGAGCUACAAUUAAUCUAGUUUGGAAAGUUUCCCUCCUUUACCUAUAGGACUGCUGGCAGGUGUGUCAGACUUGGAGAAACCACAUUUGGUUGUUUCCUUCCUGUUCAAACAGAUGGACUAAAAAGAAAAAGUAGGAGUUAAAAAAUAGACACUCGCGUGCACAAAAACAACCCGAGACUAGGAAAAAAACAGCUCUUCAUGUGGAUCAUCAGUUUAAGUGCAGAUUUUUCCAAACUCUGACCCCUCUUUUCCUGUUUUUAGACACAUGCUGCUUGAUCACACACAGGGAAUUUUUGUCCACUCAUGAUUUCCAUUUGGGGAACUUUUUAGUCUUUGUGGAUGCUUGAUUAUGUCUGGUGAAUUAAAACCAUUUCUCUCAAGCUCUUAAGCUUUAACAGAAACGCCUGUAGAUUGUGACAGAUGCCAUUUGUUUGUCUUGUAUUUGCCUUUUCUAAAAUGAACCAGGCGCUCACAUAGGUUCCUGAACUAAAUGUCAAAUGUGGAUCCUGAAUUUUUGAACAGACAAAACAAAUGGAAAAUUUUCUUUUGGACGAAUCUAUUUUUCAAAUGCUCUGCAGCCCUCAUUAUCCCCCAUUGUCACAGGGAUAUUGAGUAUUACCUACAUUCGAGGUGUUUAUCUCUUCCCAGGCACUCUGUAGUGAACAUCUCCACCACGAACCAAUCAAAAAUCAGAACUCCUGAACUUUGUCAGUAACAGCUGGUGGAAACUAACCAUAUCUAGGGCUGCACGAUAUGGCCAAAAAACUAUAUCUCGAUAUUUUUAGGCUGUAUCGCGAUACACGAUAAAUAUCCCGAUAUUCUGACAUCUCCUCUAAAUCACUCUAUAAAUAUUAAAUUCAACCCUUUGAUGCAUAAAAUAACACCAGUGUAAUGACUUCAGCAGACUUUUGUGUUGGAUUGGAAUUGAAAAAUAUCAUGAAACACUUUUUAACUGUAUGAAAAAUUUCAUGACAUACUCAGUUUUUACUACAUAAAAAUGUAAACAUGAUUAAUUAUUCUGUAACUGCUGAAAAGUUAAAAAUACUCUCACGAUUUUAAACUUCAUGAAAAAAUGAUGAAAUAAUUCACUUAGUUUUUUAAUUCAUGAAAAAUAAUGAAAUAUUCCUACAUAGUUUUUAAUACUUAAAAAAAAAAGAUGCUUGGUUAUACUGUAACUCAAGAAUUCGUUUAAAAUGUUUAAAUGUUUUUGGAAAAAUUGUGAAAAACUUCAAUUUAGGUUUUAAUUGCAUUAAAAAAUAAUGAAAUACACAGAUUUUACUUCAUUAAAAAAUAAUUAAAAACAUGUCAACAUCUCAAAAAUAAUGAAGAAUGCUCAGUUUAAAACUCAAAAAAACAAACACCAUCACGCAGCUUGUAAUUGCAUGUGACAUAUGAAUGUUGUAUCAGUUUGGUAUUUUUACAAUUAUUGAUAAUAACAGUGAUUGCUAUUUUCCCAUUAGAGGAAGGCAAGCCUACACAAAUACUCACCAAUUGCAAGGUGCAGCCAAUGGCCAAAACAUUGCAGUCUUGUCCACUCAUUCAGGCUCACAGCUUUGACUAUAUUAGCCUCAUUGUCCGUGGUGAUGCACAUCUGAUGAGUUUCUGACAAGUUCCAUGAAAGGAGAGCAUCUUGCAGACCCUGUGCAAUGAUCUCUCCUGUAAGAAGUGGGUCGCAUUUGUCAGCUGGUGGGCCACCUUUUCUUUAACUAAGAUGUACAAGUGUGGCAGCGCUUUUCCUGCGAAAAUAUUGCGACCAUGCAAGUCAUACUUUGGAUCAAGUGUCUUAAUAAGAUUUUUGAAUCCUGGCUUUUCUACCACACUGACCGGAGCCAUGUCUUUGGCGAUGUACUUUGUCACUGCGGCCAUGAUGUCUCUCCACCUCUGACUUUUUCUGUCAUAUGGGACUGAAUUGGCAAACGAAGAGGACAGCGUCAUUUGCUUCGGUGAUGGUUUAUGUGGUGUAGGAGGAGACGUGGACAUACGGAGUCUGAUGCAUUCUUCGUUUUGUAGUGGAUGGCAUUUCAGGUGGUGAACUAAGUUUGUGGUACUGCUACCUUUGGUGGCUACGGUUUUGCGGCAUACUUUGCAGAUAACCGUAUUUUGCUCCACUUCUUCCUGGCGAAACCCGAACCACUGCCAGAUGAUUGAGCCAGUGCUGUGUUUUUCUCCAUCCCUCCCUCCUCUUAGUAACUCGAAAACUUGCCUCGGGUCUCAACUUUUUUCGCUCUCUCCGUGCUCGUCUCCCUCCUUUCCUUAAACAACAAUACGCAUGCGCGCAGGAGAGUUUCCCGGACGGGAGGGGGAGAGUGCUGCUUACAAUGAGAAGAGCGGCAGGAGAGUGAGAGGAUCGAAACUCCAAAGAUAGUUGCAUACUGACGCCUCAAAACAUAAAGCCUUUGUGUCAAUUUGUACUCGAUGGUCACGAUGUGGUCAUUUUUUACAUCUCACGUGGAAAAACCCGCGAUAUAUUGAGUAUAUUCGAUAUAUCCCCCACCACUAACCAUAUCUACUCACUUUUUCAAGACGCAAAUGUCAGUGUGCUGCUGCAAUUGCCUGAGAGGGACUUUUGUAGCCCAGCAUCAGUAAGAGCUCUGUCAUUGAGACUACAGGCACUGCCAACACAGAAAAUGCUGUCAGUGCACACAGUCCCUCAUCAAACUUGAUGCUUUUACUGUAUAAUUUAUUCGUCUGUCUUGUGUUUCCAACUGUUUUUGUGUGUAAUUUUGGAACAUCUUCAUUCAUGUGUGAGUGAUAAAAACAUACAAAAAAGAAACAUUGCUGAAGACCUGUCCUCCUUCAUGUUGUAGCUGUGAGUGCUUCUGUAACAUAGAAAGCAUCCUGCUGUGAGGAGCAGGGAGGGGUUUAUGAGAAAGGGGUUAGAAAGGACAUGCCUUCUCAGUUGUUCUCUGGGGUAAGAAAUGGGUUUGAGGAGCUUAGGGGUUAUGAUCUUUUCUAAAUCAGUUUUGGGUUGUGGCCAACUGAGGUGCCUUUGACAGAGAGCCCAAAAUAAACAUUUGAUGGAGCAUGCUCUGUGCAUGAUGGCCUUGUUGUUUUAGUUUGGUUGGUUGUGGAGAGGCUGAUAAUUCUGAUGGAAGUGUUUGUGAUAUGUGUGAGUAACAGGGGAACUGCUGGAGGUGCUUUGAGACUAUGAAUGGCAGAGAGUGUGAAUGUCAGUGGUGUUUAUUGUCUUGGAUGAGACUGAGAUAUACAGAGCAUUUAAGCAUCCCAGCCAUUUCAUUAUUGAUACAGGUGGGUUUGUGGGAGAGGCUGUGAGUACUGCAGGAGCUGGUAACCUUUCUUUCAUCACUGUGUGAAGUGAGAAGUCCAGAAAACUUAAAACAAGGUUACUGUCAUUCAGGAGUAUUUGAAGUAUGUUGCUGUUGGUGAGGGACUGGCUCAGACUGGAAAUCAAGAGUAUCAAACAGUUCUGGUACUGUGACAACCCAAUGUGGCAGUAACCAAUGAACAGGUAUGUAACAUAUACAGGCACCACUUAAAAAAACACCACCCAGAGAAGCUGAAGUAGUGAGAGAGCGCACACUGGCUGUUGAAGAUGAAGUGAGUCACUAGUAAUAAUGUAAUAACACAGACUGCUGGUUUAAUAAUGUUCACGCCCUUCAAAGAGCCCCAGCCAAAUAUGUGACUGAAAGUGUUUCAAAUGUUUUUCAAAAAGUUUUUCAUUUUACCACUCUCAUUUCCCUGCAGCAGUAGCAGAAAAACAAAACAAAACAAAGAACUGUUGAAUACUGCUGAAAAUGCCUGGCACGCCUGAUUAUCCUGGUCUUUAAACCUGGCAAUGUUAAAAAUGAAAUUGAAUAACCCUGGAGUAUAGGACAGGACUCAUGACUUGGGCUCUUCUGAUGGCUGAAGGUGUUACAGUGCACAUUUAGACUGCCUGAGGUAGAAGACACUAAGGAAGCUUCAAAUUCAGAGAAUGAGAAGUGGAAGGGCAUUGAAAUUAUGGACUUUUCUGAUCAUCUGAAAGCACUAAAAGGUGUAAAGGAAGAUGUGAAAUCAAUGGAGAGGAAAACUAUAAACAACCAACCAAUGGUUAGGGAAGUGCUAUACUUUAUAAAGAGAAGUAAAGGAUUUAACCAAAUUUAAACCCAUUCAGGGGCAGCUGAGAUAAACGGAAUUUCACUUUAUUCACUCAUAUUUAAUCAGUGAUUCAUAGGAUUUUAACAUUUUUUUUGUUAAUCUGGAUGCUGUCUCUGCUCAGUACAGUAUCAGUAUGAUGAGGGUCAACACAAACAAAAAGGAAGAAAUCUGACUGUGGUGCCUCUGACCUCCCAUUACUCUCUGGGACCCUCUCUGCCCAGCUGUUAUGUAAUAAUGUAAAUAUAGCUGAGGGAGGGGGCCCCUCUAUUAAAAACAGGAAGGAAAUAUAUGUGUGCAUAUGUUGAUAUGCACUCUGUAUUGUUAUAGAGGCCUGUGUGAACCUUGUCUCCCUGUACUGAGAGAUAACUUCAGUAUCCAGUAAAGACCUGAUAUUAAAACAACUGCAGCUUUCUAACAGACAGAGAGGGCAGAUGUGAGACUUGGUUUGCUCCGAGAUGAGUCUGACAUUUAUCUUGUUCAUUGUUGGACUCAGAUGUAAAAUUAAAGGAUUAACAUAUGGUAUAAAGACACACAGAUACAAUACAGACUUAAUUUAAACAACCAUAUCAGAGACUUUUCUUUUCCUUUAUGAAGAUAAACCCAUGUAUUUCAGAAACAGAAACUUUCUGCUGUCUCUCUGAACAGGACUUCUUCAAGCAGCACUGCAGCUGUGGAGCAGCUGACCUGGCCUUCCAUGAUGUCCAGAGGAGACCCCCCAGGAGUGAAUCUCUGUCACCCAGCGGGAUCCUCUCUGAUCUCUCCACCAUCCCUGAGAUCACCCGCCAUCCUCUCAUAGCCACCAGGAGAGGUAAGAGUGAGGCAUCUUUAAAUCUAAUGUUUCUAUACAGAUUUUACUGACUUUGCUGGAAGAGAAAGGAGUCGACUGGAAUUAAACUCUGAAAAUGAUGGCACCUAAAGCAGAUUUUUUAUAUCUGAGAUGGAUGUUAUGACCUUGGUUAUACUGACUAGUGAAAUUGUUGGUCUCUUUAGCAUCGAGUUUUUUGUCUUUCACAAAAUGUGUGGUUAUGGUUUGAAGAUUAAGUUUUUCAAUUCAAUGUUUGAUUACUUUAAAGUGUUGAUAUAAUUAAGGUGUUUUCAGGUUUUCUUGUGGUUGUCUUAUUGGCUUGUACAAUUUUUGGACUUCUAAAGCAACAUCACCCAUUGUUUCUUUUAGAAGAAAAAGCAUCUGGACAGACAGACAGAUGUAAUGUUGGCUGUUUAUGUGGAGCACUCUUAACUCGUGAUGUAGUAGUUACAAUAGGAUGCGAUACAAUAUGAUAUGAUACAGUAUGAUACGAUUCAAUUCUGCACGAUACAGUAUGAUAUGAUACGAUACAAUACAGUACAACAAUGAUACAAUACCAUAUGUAUCAAAACCAAUGAUACAAUAACAGUACCCCAUGACACAAUACGAUAUAGUACAUAUACUAUAUACUAUAUACUAUAUAUACAUAUACAAUAUAAUACAAUACUAUAUAAUACAGUACGAUACAAUAUGAUACAGUAUGGCAACUAGCAACAGCGGGCCAAAUCAGGCCUGCGGUUGGUAGUUGCUGACUCUGGCAAUACAGAAUGAAACAGUGAAGGGAAAAAGGAUAUAAGAGGAUAAGGUAAGAAACACAAUACCGGAUGAAAGAAUCUAACAGGUCCAGUCACAUGUAUCUCUGAGAGGUAGUGUCCUGUCACUGUGAGUCAUGCUGAAAGCAUGGAGGUCACUUAAACCACCCCAGAUUAACCCAAAGCUUUUGAUUACAGUAAAGAUCAGCUCUUAAUAAGCUGCUCCAGAGGGAUGUGUCAACAAACACUCUCAGGCCCAACCAUGAGUCUUAGACUGAAUUUCAGUGUACCCCCCUGAAAAGGACCUGUAUUUUAAAGCUUUGUGUUUCACAACCUGACCCUGAAGGUACCCCUGGUGUUUUUACACCUUGGUGUUUAGUCUGUCAUCAGAGCCGAGGUCCAGGUGGUGUCUGUCAGACAGGACAACACUGUCCUCUUCCUGAAUGUUAUCAUAACUGGCUGUUUUCUGAGUGGCUCGUGUUGCUUGAGGAGGUGGUGCUGGCCCACAGCUUGGUGGUCCCGUGGGGUUGGAAGAUGAAAUUAUAACUGGAGUGGGAGAUCUGAGUGGAAUUCCUGGCAUCCUAGGCCUGACGGGAACACAAAACGUCCUGUGGACUCUGGAAUGCCUCGGCUCUUCCUCAGAUGGCCAGGAAACUGGAUCUGGAGAAGAGGUUGAGAAGUCAGGAGAGAAGGGAGAUCAGGGUGAGGUGCAGGAAAGGUUAAAUCCUGCUCUGUGCUCAGCUAUAUUUGUAAAUGCCAGCCUCAGAUUGUUGGGGUGUUUGUACAAUACAAUGACAGAGAUCUGAUUUAUGGAGAGGACGUGGAAAACCACCAGACAGGAAAGUUUGUUCCAGAGUUGGUGGAGUUCUGCUGAAAAUGUUAUACCUUCUGUUUCUGAUGCACACACACAAACCCUGGACACAGCUGUGGUCUAGUUUGUUUUUCUUUCUCCAGUAGAGUGAUGAUCUGGAGAAAUUGUGAGUCUAUGAUGCAGGGGGUUGUGUUUGCACACUCAUUGGAGAGGUGGUGGUGGUGUUGUUCAGAGGCUAAAAUAACAGGCUGUGCUGAUUUCCAUCAGCAUUUGUCAUAACAGUCAGCACCCUUCUCUUAGCGCACCAUCAAACUGCUCACAUCCCAAACCAGGCUGAAUAUUAAUGCCGCCCCCAGGAUAGUACAGCCCCCUCUGAACUUUAUCACAUAUGUCCCUUUAUUAACCUGCAAGUCAAAUACUGAUGAGCGGUUAACAAACAAGGUCAGUCCAAAAUGCAGAUAUCAAGAAGUAACUGAGGGGCACUUUCAUAGAAAUUCCAGCCCUUUCACACAUGAAUUAUAUCAGUGUUUUUCAGUGUUUCUUUCUAUUUGAAGUGAAAAAUCAUGUCAGUGCCAAACAUUUUCAUGUGUAAUUACUGGGAAGCUCUUUUUCUGUCCAAGUUAGUGGACACUGUCCAUCAAUGGUGUAAAACCUGAUUUAAAAGCGAAUACAAUUUGUUUGUGCAAUCAUGCUAUUAUCAAAUGAAGAGCAAAUGACAUAAAGAGACAAUUUAGAAAAAACAUCAAUCAGGAGAGGACAGAUUGAUUUUCAGUCACAGAACAAACAAACCUGAUAAAGGUUUGCACAAAUGUUCUCCUUACACCUGAAUCAGUUUCAACAUGUUUUUUCUCCCUGUCAGAUUGUGGGAGAAUUUAAAACUUAUUCCUGAGGUAACUGGUGCACCAACAUCUGCUGUUGACACAGUCCCAAUAAAAUAAAGCUUUUUUAAAAAACAGGUUAUCCUUCCAGCAUGUCAACAAAUCCAUUUAAGAGAGCAGGAUAACAGAAGAGAAAGAACCAACAAUUCGAACACAAUAGAUGUGAUCUAAGCAGAUUUUAACUCUGUGAGUGUUUUCAUUACAGGGAGGUGAGAAUACUGACCUCACCCCCUCAGCUCAGCCGUGCCCCCCCCGCCACACACACACACACACACACACACACACACACACACACACACACACACACACACACACACACACACACACACACACAGUAACAGGUUCUGUUUAAUAUUGGGUUUUAGAUCUGAGCAGAGAGGAGCUGACCCCCAUCCUGCUGUGGAGGAGAAGUCUGAACCAACAGAGCUACACUGAGGGGAAGGUCCGCUUCAGAGAGAGCACAGAAGGGCUGUGUGUCCCCUAUCACAGGGUGAGUCAUCGAUUCACUUAAAACCCCCAUGAUCUUUGAAAGAUGCUAACUCUAAUGAAUGGUAUUGUGCUGCCUGCUGUGACUUGUGUGCCCCUCACUUUAUUCAGCUCACUUCAUCAUGAGCUCAGGUUGAUGUGCAUGAAGUUUGAGAGCAGGAAGAAGCUGUGGAUGCUGCUCACAUUCGUAGUGGUCAGCCAUCUUUACAACAUAAGUAAAAACAAUCAUACUGCUGGAGGAGCAGGAGGAGACUGGUCUGUUUUUGUAUGUGUCUAAAAAAGCCAAAGGACGGAGUACGCACAACAAAAAAGAGGCCAGUCUUAACAGCCAGUAAUAGUCGGGUCACAAAGUGAGAUUCUGUGACCAUCCUCUGGCAAGGAUGUUUUGACGAUUGAUUUGACCUCUAUGGACCCUUUAGAAAAGAUUUAGCCCCCAGGUCCAAAGUUCAAAAGUUAAUUUUUAGAGAUGGCGCCGGUCCAAAGGUCAAAAGUUAAUUCUUAGAGAUGGCGCCGGCCGCCAUCUUGAAUUUAGCUGUCUAGCAAAUAAUGCCGGGAUUUCUGCGAGGGACCUGGGGGCUAAAUCUUUUCUAAAGGGUCCAUAGAGGUCAAAUCAAUCGUCAAAACAUCCUUGCCAGAGGAUGGUCACAGAAUCUCACUUUGUGACCCGACUAAGAGGACACGGAGACAUGUCCAGGUCGAGCUGCGCGAGAAAUAAGAGGAAGAGGAAGAAAGAAAAAGAGGGAGACAAAUUAAAUAUCUUGUUAACUUCAUCAUGUGUGUCAAUUUACUAGAUUUAAUUUAAUUUAAUCUCGGUUCGCCUCUGUGCGCCUCAGUCCACAAAAAUACCAAACUGGCUGUACGCCGGGCUCCACCAGACGAAAAUACAACUGCGCGGGGUCCGCCACCCUCCGCCGCCUCACCGGCGGAAAUGAAAAUAGAGCCCUAAGUUUUUCUGUGUAAUAACAAUGAAAGAUAAGAUAUGGUAAGAUGUUCCUUUAAUAGUCCCACAGGGGGAAAUUCAAAAUUUACAGCAGCAUAGUACAGACAUACAAAGAGAAAUAAGAGGAUAAAGAAAAACUUGGAGUCAAGUUAAAAAAAAGAUAUGUACGUGAGUCAUAUUUACAUGUCUACGGAAUAUAAUGAUAUGGUUUAUCACAUGCUGAGGUUUCUGUUAAGGAGUCUGUAGCUGCAGGAAGGAAUUACCUGCAAUACCUCUCUGUCACACACUCCUCAGUGCAGUGAGUGUCUUUUGGAGGGGGUGAGAGUCUCUUUCCAGCAUGGAGGACAGCUUGGCAGAUAUGACUGAAUGUUGGAUUUGCUGCUUGUGGUAAAAUGUAGCCUUGCAUUGAAUUUAUGGAGUAUAAUCAUUAUGAUUAUUUUUUUAUUAUUAUUUGUAAUGUCCUGUUUAUCCAACCAGCAUGCUUUUGUACAAAAAAUGUAAAACUUAUUCUUAUUUCACUUGGUGCUGUGUUUUUCAGAAAGUUUGGAGUAUCGAAGUUUUUAAAGUUUUUAAGUAGUGUCAGUAUUUGUGGUGCAGAUAUUAAAUCAAGAGUCAUAUCAACCUGGGUAUCAAUCAUAAUAAUCAUAAUUAUGGUUCUUGCCAUAAAUGAGCAGGUCUUCAAAGAAUGAGACCUUUAAUUUUAGCUUUGGGUUCUUUAUCAACCACAGGAGGUGUUUACUCGAGAAACUAUGACACAAAAGAAAUUUAUGUCUGCAGGGUGAUCCCUGCUACUGCCCCUCACUGUGAUUCACUGUGAGUUUCCCAAUGUCCUCUCACUACUGUCAGGGAAAACGCGGAUGAAAUAUGACUGUAAAUUCUGGGAGCUGGGGGAGUGAAUCUACCCCUGAAGAAAACCUUAUGCAGCCUCCCUUUUAAGCUUAUUCACUGGGCAUCUUUAUUUUUCCAAAAGGUUAAUCUUAACUACGUGUAUCCUUCCUGUCUCUCUCUUCACCUUGGGCUUGAGUUCAUAGCUUUCGUAAUUCUUAACGCAGAAGCGACAGAAAGAUUCAAAGGCACGAGAAGCACAAAGUGACUCAAAAAUACAAUUGAACAUUGUGCUCUAAAACACAGACCAGAGAUUUGGAUUGAAUCAAUGCUGGCUUUAAUAGACUUCUUAAACCUGAAGCAGGAUGCAGUCCUAACACACCAAGUUUCUGGCCUUCAAAUAAAGACUUAAAUGACAAUAGCUGUGCAAAGUGUCUGAAAUCAUGAGCUCUUAAAUGUUUGUGGUCAUGCGUGUGAGCUUAUCUCAGGGGUUUUACAUCUUUUCUAGGAAUGUUCAGAUAAAUGCAAAUAAUAGAGAAACUGGAAGGACACUGAGGAGAAUGUCCCUGACGGGUCCUGAUUUGAGUCAACGUUUCACCAUAAACGGUCAAUUCUGCACAAAUGACUCUACCAGCAAAUACUCCACUUCCUGUCUAUGGGAUCAAAAACAAAACCUGAAACCUGUUUGUUUUUUGGGUUCUUGUCCUGCAGAGCUUUGGGUAAAUGUGUGUUAAAUUGUUGUCAUUGUGUGUUUUUGUUUUUUAGCCAAGUGAAAACUACACCUGGGGUCGAGUCAAAGAUCUUGUGAGGAAGACUAAGCUGAGGAACCAGAGCCGGCUGGGACUGACCUCCCCCUCCCUGAAGAUGUCCUGUCCACAGCUCUACAGGUGAGGCAAACGCUGAAGACCACAGGCUGCAAAAACCUGGUACACAUGGACUGAGUACAUUUGAGUUCACACAAGCUGUGGCAACACCCUCAACUCCAACUAAAUAUUCUAACAGCAGCUAUCUUGAAGGUGUGUACAACACACUGACACACUGAUGUGUGCACAAAGCUUAGUGAGUUUCGGCCUCGUCAAGAAUGUUAAACAUUUUAUUUAAUUUGGUGAACGUCAGAAACAAAGGCAAAUGAAAUAAUAUUCCCUCCUAUUCCUGCAGGAUCUUAAUAGGGCCCUGAAAAUAUCACAUUUAUAAAGAGAACAACAUUGUUCCUGACACACAUUUGAUAUAAAUCUUAUUAGGUAUUUUAGUGAAAAUAUCUUUAUAAAAAGCAUAUAUUGAUUCUCUCCUGUUCUCGUUUCUUGGUUCAAAUAAAAAUCUGCUCUCUCUCUCUCUCCAUGAGGAGCCAAAUGUAUCACUCCUCAAAGGUCCUGUCAAGAAAGGCUGUCUCCACAUCAUACUGUACAUUUGCUUAUAGCUCAAAUAGAAGAAUCAGUACAUAAUUUAUUCACUCAUUUUUCAAAAUAAAAGCAAAAAUGAAAAAACAAGAAAACUACAAUGAUACUUGAUCUCUGUUUCCAAAACAUGAAUGGAAAAAUGGAUAAUGACUCAUUUUCUAGAUUCUCUGUUUGUUCUGAACAAAAUGGAAAAAUUGGUUAGCGACCAAGUUUAUUCAAUUGUUCCAUCUCCCACUAGCACAAGCUACAUGACCCAGGAAUGAUGCUUUGGAGUGCCCACAAAGUAAAAGAACUUUGUAUUAUGGAGCCCAGAGAUACUCAGAAAUGUCGGUUAGAAGGUUCUGUGCUCAAUACCAGUUCAGGGGGAAAAGACACAUACACCUAGGUCAUUGGACACUGAUAGCCCUUCUGCACUGAAACACAUUCCAUCAGUGAAAUAUGGUCAUAUAGCAGUCAUCUUAAAGUCGUUAAACUACAGACCUUGUGCACUAUUAUGGUCUUGCUCCACUCUUGAUGGGUUGAGAUACACUUCCGUGUUAUGAUUGUUCUUAUGUCCUCCUUCCACAAAAAGAUGUUACAGAGGUUAUCAGCUGUGUCUGGUACUUCAUGUAAAAUGUCUCCCCAUAAUGUUCAUCUAUGUCUCGAUGAUUAGCUGAGAAGCAGCUGCUAUACGGUUGCUGUGUGGGUUGCCAGGGAUUUUAUGGCAUAGUUUGUGGAGACCUACUGCAAUUAUAGAUUAUAUACAGUCUAAUAUCACUGAGCAAGUUAUGAAAAAUGAUUGAAAGCGUACAUGUUUGUAAAUGUUAAAGAUGUGAACACACAAAGUUACCUCAUCCAUUGAUGACCUAAUUGCUGUCUCCAACUGUGCAUUUGACAUGAGUCCUUUCUGCCUUAACUAGUGCUAUGCACAGAACCGUCUGAUCAACAUUUCUAGACUCCUGACUGCUGCAGGGUGGUGGAAAUCUCGGCAUGGGUUUGGCAUUCCUAGAAAAACUGACCCACUAACUCUCUAAAUCUUACUCAAUCUUCUCUUCGAUUUGAAUUUGUGGCUCAUGUGAAACAAUAAUGUUUACUAAGCAGACAAGUCCCUUAUGUUGUUGGUUAAAUUAAAGUUGGUCCAGAUCACUGAAACAAAACAUAAAACCUCAACUUUACACAUACCCAAACAAGCUGACAGAGUGUGUAUUUUAUUCAUUUUUCAGCUUGAAUCCUGUUUUCUCUUCAUUCCCAAUGUGUUACAGGACAAAAGAGUGUCAGAGAGAAAUGAAACUCUGUGUCUACUCCAUCAUAAAAACACAAACUUUACAGUUCUCUGUUUUUGUGGGGAUGUCUCAGCCUUUAGGGUUGAAAUGGCACAGACUCAAAUGGCUCCACAAAGCUACUUGUUUGUUGGACAAAAAGGAAAAAAGAAAGAGAAGGAAUGUGAGUUAUUUGACUGCAGUGAACUAAAGCCAGCAUGAGAGUGAAAGAGGGAUUUUUGUGGUGGGAAGUCGUGACAGCUUCGGUGAGUUUUUCCUUAUGAAGUGGAGUGUGACAGCUUCCUGGCAGAUGAAGUAAUAAGAAGCUUUAGCUCCAAGUUUGUCUGUGAGAGCAGGACUGAAUUAACUCUGAGAAGUUGUGCUGUGAAGGAAUCUGAUGGGAGGUGGAGGAGCCUCCAACCUCUCCUCUGUCCUGACCCAGGUUUGGCUCAGACCCAGCAGGGCAGAAGAGGAGGGGGUUCAGGGCUGAGGGAUGCCUGGAGGAGUGGGAUCAUUCCUGCAUAGCUGUAAGCUGAGGCCUGCUGAGAUAUGGCUACAGUCCAGGCUUCAUUAGCAGAACAGCAGCCUCCUGCUGAAACAUGCACGCUGGCUCGCUGUAGACUUUUUGACACAGGGAAUAAAAGGGAACAGAAAUGUUUGCUCCUGCUCAGAGAUGAUUUAAGUUUCAUGAUAAGUGUCUCCUUUUCUUCACAGACCUGAUCUGGAAACAGUGGAGCCCGCUGUGAGAAAUGGAAACAGGAACUCCAUGAUUGCUUUGGGACAUAAGAGCAAAGUGGACUUCCCCUGA
Xyrichtys novacula (pearly razorfish) is the source of this 54041-nucleotide messenger RNA. The record is from the annotation of a GenBank genome assembly. Lineage: Eukaryota; Metazoa; Chordata; Actinopteri; Labriformes; Labridae.